Callithrix jacchus (white-tufted-ear marmoset) is the source of this 54081-nucleotide messenger RNA. NCBI's taxonomy places the organism in Eukaryota, Metazoa, Chordata, Mammalia, Primates, Cebidae. The record is from RefSeq and is a predicted model, not a curated record.
GCUUGAUUCUUCCCUUUCCCAAAGAGGAAGUCUUAUUUCUUGCUGGGAGAGAGGCUGUGUUUGAGGGGGACAGUGUGAUACGGAGCAUGGGGCCGGGCUGCAGCAGGGGAGAGUGAAGCGGAGUAGCUGUGUGGGAAACACAUAUAGAAGUUGACUUUCUUAAACGUUGCUGGAGAAGAUGUAUUUGGAUUCCCUUUAAUGUCCUUUGACAAAAUGGGUUUUCUUUUCUAUGAUUCUUGGCAACUAAACUGCAUUUCUUGAAGGUGACACAUAUCUGAGAUUGCACCAUGUGGGCCCCCUUACCAUUAAUUUUAAGACUCCUUGACUCUUUGUAGAUCUGAUUUUAAACUGAUAAAUGUUUCCUUUUGAAAUUUCCUAUAAGGAACCAGUGUAUUCUUGCAUGAGGCCCUGUAAGCACAUCGCCUUUCCAAGUAAUGGCAUGGGACCUAGUGCCACCUCUCCCAGCCUCUCUGGGCUGCGUAUUACCUCACAUAUUAAACGAGAAGGCCGUCUGAAGCCGUUUUUCUGUGACUAGCAGGAGUAAUAAUUCCAUUUCCCUAUAUCAAAAGCCAGUGCUGCCUGGGCUGAGUUUCAUUAGUUAAUGUAAAAAAAAUUGGGAACUUUAUAUUUAAGCGUUGCUUCGUGUCACUUUGUAUUUUACCCAUUACUAAUUUGUCUUAAUAAUUCACCACCUGCUUGGAAUUUUAAGUUAGCCACUUAAUAUAUGCACCAUUAUUUUGGGAUUUUCAAUAGAGCCUGGCUUCGUUGCGUCUCUUGCUUGGCUGUUGUAUUUGCCGGCUCAUUACUUUCUUUCUUUGCUAGAGUGAAGAUCGAGAUUACAACACUGAGCUAGAGCAUUUUGAUUCUGAGGGUGGUUAUUCUGAAGAACAUGGUAUUAUUUUUUAAAUAUUCUCACCUAUUCCCCCUUCUAUGUUUGGUCAUAAUCUCUACAUUUCAAACAUUUGUCUCUUUUGCUACACAGGUAAUGAUUCUGAGGGGGUCUUGUUAGGUAUGUUUUGGAGGGCUUUUUAUCUGUAUUAAAUUUCCACUGGGCGCCUUUAAUUCCAUCCUGAUUUCUUAUGUAAAGUUUCAUUUGGGGUCCCAGGCGGCCGCUAUGACUCAGUCAGGGCUGCACAGAACGGCGUAUCCAUGUCAGCUAAUCAGCACUUGACCGUCUAUCAUGCUAGACAGAAGUCGGUUGCUGGGCACAAGGGCUGGCAGGAAUUCCUUUUCAUCUAUAAAAAGAAUGUCCGGGACUGCAUGAACUCUGAAGUAUUUGUUGGAAGGUUUAGGUUCUUAACACCGGAUUGAUUACCUAAUUUAUUUUUGACUUUGAAAAAUGAGUCUGUGGGCUCCAGAAGCAACCACCUUGUGAUAGAUGCUUAGAUCAUUUUUGCCUUUUUUAUUUUUUUACCCGUAUUACUUUAUAUAGCUUCAAAAUUUUUACCAAAGGCUUUGAGUUUGAUAAUUAUUUUUUAAAAAUAAAUCCAUCCCUAAGAAUAGACUUUAUAAGUAUCUUGCUCUGUUGACUUGUAUCUUAAAGAGAUUUAUUUAUAGCUCAGACCUUUACUGUCCUGUACAGUAAUUAGUAGUCAUUUGCAGCUACUGAGCACUUGAAAUGUGACCAGUCUGAAAUCAGAUGUGCUGUAAAUACACACAGUGGAUUUUAAAGACUUUAUUUGAAAAAAAAAAGUAAAAAUCUCAAUAGUUUUUUAAUAACGAUGACAUGUUGAAAUAAUAUUUGGGGUAUGUUGGGUUAAAUAAAUUACAUAACUAAAAUUAAUUUUACUUAUUUCAUUUUUACCUUUAAAAAAUAUGCCUACUAACAGAAAGAUAAACUUUGUGUGUUCUCGCUUAUUUAUGAGAGCUACAAAUGAAAACAAUUGAACUCAUGGAGAUAGGCAGUGGAAUGAUAGUUAGCAGAGGCUGGGAAGGGCAGUGGAGGUUUGGAGUGAGGGGGGAUGGUUAAUGGUACAAAAAAAAUAGUUAGAUGAAUAAAUAAGAUUUAGUAUUUGAUAGAACAGGGUGACUAUAGUCAAUAAUAAUUGUACGUUUUAAAAUAAAAGAGUGCAAUUGGAUUGUUUGUAACACAAAAGAUAAAUGAGUACCCAUUUAUCCUGAUGCCGUUGUUACACAUUGCAUGCCUGUAUCAGAAUAUCUCAUGCAGCUCAUAAAUAUAUAUACCUACUAUGCACCCACAAAAUUUAAAAAUAAAAAAAGUUUAAAUAUAAUUUUUAAAAAUAUGAUGUGCCUACCAGAUAAUUUUAAACUGUGUACGUAGCUUGCAUUCUCUCUUCCAGUUGGUCAUGGACUAGACUGGCUUUUUAGAAAGUAUUUCAGGAAUUAAUAAGAAUAUUCAUCACAGAGUGACCACAGGUUCUCCCCGAGACCUUUUUUUUUUUUCCUGCCUUUCAUUUGUUCAUGAUAGAAUUUUGCUCAGAGUUCUUCCAUAAAGGUCAUGUUUUAAUCUAUAGCCUGCUUUUAAAGUCUAGAAAUACAUUGCAGUGAUCAGAGCCAUGUGGACCACCAUUUUAGGAUAUACUGAAGUAGCUAAAUAUCUUGUUUCUCCCUUUUCUCUCUUCUGAAUAUCUUUUCUCCCUUUGGAGACUCAGGCAUCUACUCUACUCAUUGUGGCCUGUCAGCCUCAACCCACCACCAGAGAAGGUGAAGUACAGGGCUGACCUGGCCCUGGGAAAGCUUCAGAAGACACUGGAUUGGGGUUGAGAUUUGGGGGGGAACCUGAUGCAGGACCCCAAGGAAAGAGGUGGACUUGAGCAUGGUUGCUGAUGUGCAUCUUAAGAGUGAUUUGGUGGGGAUCCUUUCCUGGCUGCUUUUGUUCUGACCACGCAUUGAAAAUUGUCAUUUCUUAAGAUCCGGUAAUGUAGGUAUUUGAAAUUUUGCAGAUUUGGCAUUCAUUCAUUCGUUGGAAUACUACCAAUGUGUUGGUCAUGUGCUUUGCUGGGUGCUGAGGUACAAAGCCAAACAACGCAUGAUUGUGACAUGAAGAAGUAUAAUGGUGUUUUAUAUGCCAAGUAUAGGUUCUGAAUGCCGUGUUUUCAGGAGUUAGCAAACAUCUGUAAGUCAGGAAGAGAAAAUUUGAGGGAAUGGGUAUUGGGAUUCACUUGGGGUGGCUGGCAAAAUAUUAGAGAAAUAUUAGGGAAAGUUAGGAGAUUAUAGUCUUUUUUUUUUUUUGAGACGGAGUUUCGCUCUUGUUACCCAGGCUGGAGUGCAAUGGCGUGAUCUCGGCUCACCGCAACCUCCACCUCCUGGGAUCAGGCAAUUCUCCUGCCUCAGCCUCCCGAGUAGCUGGGAUUACAGGCACGCGCCACCAUGCCCAGCUGAUUUUUUGUAUUUUUAGUAGAGACGGGGUUUCACCAUGUUGACCAGGAUGGUCUCGAUCUGUUGACCUCGUGAUCCACCUGCCUUGGCCUCCCAAAGCGCUGGGAUUACAGGCUUGAGCCACUGCGCCUGGCCCAGGAGAUUAUAGUCUUAAACUUUCUGGAAGGCCAAAAGGUUUUAAUGGAACCUUUAAACUGGUUGGAGGCAACCAGUUCAUUGUGUUAGAACUUUAAGUCAUAAGGUAAAAGAUUAGGAUAAUAAAAGCUUUCCCAGUUAAGCCUAUUUACUCCACAUUCCUUUGUCUCUAACUGUUUACUCAUGUAAACUUUGUGCUGGAUGGUCCUUUCAGGGGGAGGUCAAAGAAGAAUUACCUGUUAACAGUGUUUAUUCUAGGCCCCAGAACCAAAAGCUUUUAUCAUCUGUAAAACCACUCUUUUAACUAUGUUAAUUAUCAAAAAGCAUGUUGACCUAGAACUUCUAUUAUUAAACCUAUACUGAAUAAAUGUGAGAAGGAACAGGGAGUCAUGAUGGGUUAGCUGCAAUCGCCCUCUGAAAGCAGCUGACGACCUCCCUAGUCCACUCAAAUUCACUAUACUCUAGUGUGUGAAAGUGUAUUUCAUUCAUCUGUCACUGAGUCAGGGUCUGCAAGACAGACAUCUGCAGGUAGUGAUCAAUGUCUCAGGUGGUGACCCCAACAUGAUCAAGGUCUCAGAUGGGAGGAGGGCUAGUGUAAUAAAUGCCUGCAAUUGUUUGAAAAGCUGCAUGUACAAAAGCAAGAGACAAACUACGAAUUGCUCCACAGGGCAGAACUAGGAAUAGUAGAAAUUUGUAGAGACAAAUUUUUGGCUCUUCCUAAGAAUUAUAGCCAUCUAAUAAUUAAAUAGGCUAUACUGAACAGUGAACAUGGAUGGAUGUUGUCUCAAGAUCUUCACGAGUCAUCCUCUAUUUCCACACUUCCCAGUAGAAGGAACAUCCUACCUGACAAUGCUCCUCUCUCUGUUUCAGACAAGUAAAGUUGCCCUUAAAUUCAUUUUAUGUUGAAGGGAAGUUGUUCCCUGUAAUAUCUAGCUGUUCAUCAUAGAUGUUCUUCUGAAAGGACUCAGAGUAAAAGUAAUUUAUUUUCCAUGAGACAUUCAAGUGGGUUUUAAAGGCCUACUGGUAGUUUCCCAGGCCAGUGGGUUGGGUGAGGAUUAAAUGUAUGCUAUAAGUAGAGAAUAUAGCAUGUGCCAUGCCAUGGCCAGUUGGGGAAUGAGGAGAUGCCCACUGUAGCUGGGCCUGCUGGGUUAGAGUUUUACAAGUUGUACAGUCAGAGAUGAAUUAGGAAGGAAGGGCUAAGGUCAUAUUUUACAGUGCUUUGUAUGCUUUGCUGAAGGAGUUGGACAGUCCCCUGAGAAAGGAAGUUGCUGCUGUGGUCUGAAUGUGUCUUCUCCAAUAUUUAUGUGUUGAAACUUCAUGACCAAUGUUAUAGUAUUAAGAAGUGGGUCUUUAAGAGAUGAUUAGGUCAUGUGGGCUCCUCCCUCAUGAAUGCUAUUGAGACCUUGUAAAAGAGGCUUCAUGACCAUACUAAGCCCCGCUUUCCUCUUCUACUAUGUGAGAAUGCAGCAACAAGGCUCCAUUUUAGAAGAAGAGAUUUGACUCUACCAGACACCAAUCCUACCCGAGCCUUGAUAUUAGACUUCCCAGCCUCCAGAACUGUGAAAAAUAAAUUUCUGUUCUUUACAGAUUACCCAGUGUUGGGUAUUUUGUUAUAGCAGCCCAAACAGACCAAGAUAGAAGCUAUUAGUGGCACUGGUUAGGGAAGUGAAAUGGUUGAAUUUAUUUGGACAAUUUGGAGUAGAGGAUGAAAUAGAGGGAUGAGAGACAGAUGAGGGAAACCAGUCAGGAGGCUAGUGCAGUAAUCACUAUGAAAACUCAAGAAGCAUCUUAUCCAUAGUGUAAUAAGGAAGUGGCUUGUUCUUGCUGAGUCCAUGUUGCUGUCUUCUGAUGGCUUUCCCCUCAAUACCCAAAGGAGUUUUUAUAGUCUGUUGGUCUCCAGUGGAAGAGAAAGUCAGACAGAUCCCAAUUCUCCAUCCUAUUGAUGCUUAUGUGCUUGGUUCCUAAGGAAUGAUAAGAAAAAUAACAUAGGAGAUUCUUAAUCUGAUUCUGCUCAGCCUUCUAAAAAAUAUAUUCAGAUAUCUCCCAUAUCACUGUCCCCUGACCCCACAUCCCGUUCCAGCUCCCUCCAGUUACUGGGUUACUGGCCCAAUUUAUUUUUUGUUUGUCUGUUUGUUUGUUUUCUUCAAGAGUUAUAGUGACUACCUUCACCUGCACUCCCUUGCUUUCUCUUCACUUUACCAGCUGGGCUUCUGACGUCAUCAUUCCACUAAAAUCACUCUUGUCAUGUCACCAGCCACCAAGAGCUUGUGAGAUACGAUAGGCUCUUCCUUGUACUUUUCUUACUCAAUUUCUCAGUAGCUUUUGGCACAGUUUGGCAAGAGUAUGUUUCUUCUCUUUUGAAACACUCUCUUCUGGCUUUUGGAGAACCAUACCUCCCUGUCUUUCCUUCAACUUUCUAGUAGUUUCUACCCAGUCUCCUUUGCUUCUACCUCUUCCUCUCAAUUCUGAUUUUUAUGCCCCCUGAAAAUUUGGUCUUCUACAUUUCUCUUCUGGAUGCGCUUUCCAGAUAAACUCAUCCAGUCUUACAGUGUUAACUACCACCUAAUUGAUGGUAACUCUCAGCUGUUAAUCUAUCACUUCGAACUCCUUAGUGGGCUCCACAGUUGUCUAUCCAACUGCCAGUGUGACUUUUCUAGUUGGCUGUUAACUACACAUCUCAAACGCAGCAUGGCUAAAAUAGAACCCUUGAUUCUGCUCCCCCUAAUCUAUUUCGUUCCCAGUCUUCUGUAGCUCUUAAGUGGUGAUGACUGUUGUUGCAGCCAAAAUCUAGGAGUCAUCUUCAAUUUCUCAUUUUCCAUUAUCCCUCAUCCAAAUUAUCCACCCAGUGCAAAUACACCACUUCAUUUGCUCCACUGCUGAGCCCAAGCCCAAAGCGUCAUUAUAUCUCAUCUGGACUAUUGCAGUGGCUCCUAACUGUUCCCUGCUUCUGUUCCUGAUUCUUCUCUCCACCAGACAUCCAGAGACAUCUUUUAAAACCCUUUCAAAUCAUGCCAUUCCUCUGCUCAAAACCUGUCUUGUGACUUCCCCAGUACUUAGACUAAAGUCCUGUAUCUUUGCUGGGGCCUACCAUGUGGACUUCAUCUGCCACACUCUUCCCAUUGCUCUCUGGACUCCAAGCCACCCUGGUGUUUAUAUUCCUCACACAUGACAACCUCAUUCUUCACAUGGGAUGUUUGCAUUCACUCUUGCCUCUGCCUGGAAGCCUGGCUGCUUCCUAAGAUCUCUAUGGACUCAGCUCAAGCCUCACUCUCUGGCCAUCCACUUAAAAGUAGCCCCACACUAAGCAGUAUCAUUUCAUCCAGUUUUAAUGCCUUCAUAUUACUCAUCAUUAUCUGAGGUCAUCUGUUCCAGAUAUUAUCAUUAUCCAAAUUAUCUUGUUCAGAAGCAUAUGCUUCCAUGUUCACCAUCUACCUCCCUGCCUAAGCUCCAAGAGAACAAAGCUCUUGCCUAUCUUCUUCACUUCUAGACCCCGGCAACUGGAACAGUGCCUGGCACAUAGUGCAUACUACGUGAAUGAAUGAAUGUUACCUUUUUGUAUUCUUUCUUGAGUAUGUACUCUUCCUUUCUAUUUUUUUGUAACCUGAUGUCACCUAGAAGUUCCUGUACUGGCAUUCUCCAGAGAAGUCUCAUGAUCUGCCAUUUGCAAGCUGGAGAUCCAGAUGAGCCAGUGGUAUAGUUCAAAGGCUUGAGAGCUAGAGAGCUGAAGGCAUAGAUUCCAGUUCAGUCUGAAUGCCUGAGAGCCAGGAGAACCACGGGAAGGGGAAGAUUAGUGUCCUAGCUCAAGCAGUUAGGUAGAGAGCAAAUUUAACCUUGCUCUGUCUUUUUCUUCUACUCCAGCCCUCAAGGUAUUGAAAUGUACACAUUAACGCUGGAGAGCACUGUUGCUUUACUCAGCCUGCCCAUGCGAAUCUCUUUUGGAAACACCUUCACAGACACAUCCCAGAAAUAAUGUGCAGAUAUUCAGAUGUCCGGACAUCCCAUGGCUUAGAUGAGUUGACACAUAAAAUUAAGCAUCGGCUGGGCGCAAUGAUCCCAUGCCUGUAAUCCCAGCACUUUGAGAGGCCUAGGAGGGCAGAUCAUGAGGUCAAGAGAUCGAGACCAUCCUGGCCAACAUGGUGAAACCCUGUCUCUACCAAAAAUACAAAAAUUAUCUGGGCGUGGUGGCGCACUCUUGUAGUCCCAGCUACUCGGGAGGCUGAGGCAGGAGAACUGCUUGAACCCAGGAGGCGGGUUCAAGUGCAGUGAGCUGAGAUCGCGCCACUGCACUCCAGCUUGGCGGCAGAGCAAGACUCCAUGUCGAAAUAAAAUAAAAUAAAAUAAAAUAAGCAUCACACCCCCUGUGCACCCAUAUUAAUUUAUUUCCUCAUUUUUCCUUUCCUCCUUCAUCAGGGCAGACUCCAGUUUCUCACCCAGGAUUUUGUUCUUAGAAGCCACCCCUCUCUCCCAAUCCCUCCUGAGUUUCUUUCUCUUAGAGUCUUUGUUCAUGGGGUAAUGGUCAUCAUCUCUGACCUCUUUGAAAUCCGGACCGUUCUCUUCUUUGGUUUUCAUGAAUGCAAAAUUUUCUUGGCAUUUAUUGGUGACAGUUGUGGAAGAGAUGUCAUGAAUGCUGAGCAGGCUUUACUGUUGAGAAAUGCCUCGUGUGGAGAUUAAGUCCUUUUAGCUGCAACUGGAGCCCACUUUCUUUGCAUCCAUCUUUUUACUCUGAAAUGCCUUUUCUGAUUAUACAAUGGUGUAUGUUAAAUGUAAACAAGAAAUUAGUACACAAGAAUUAGAGGUAAAAGUUUUUCCUGUAUUCCAUCUCCUAGAGGAAAACCAUUAAGAGACUGCUGUGUGUCUUUAUACAUUUUGCUGUCAUAUUUAUAGAAACAAAUGUUUCUGUAUGAAAUCAUUUUAUAUAUCCUUUUCUAUCUACCCUUAAAAAAAUAAUUUGGAGACAGAGUCUCGCUCUGCAAUGCAAUGGCACGAUCUGGGCUCCCUGCAACCUCUGUCCCCCAGGUUCAAGCAAUUCUCCUGCCUCAGCCUCCCAAGUAGCUGGGAUCACAGGUGUACACCACCAUGCCUGGGCUAUUUUUUGUAUUUUUAGUAGAGACAGGUUUUUGCCAUGUUGGCCAGGCUGGUCUCAAACUCCUGACCUUAGGUGAUCUGCCCACCUUGGCCUCCCAGUGUUGGGAUUACAGGCGUGAGCCACUGCUCCUGGCCAUACCAUUUCUUUUUUAAUCCAGCUCUCUGUCUCUCUCUCAUUUUUUCUCUAUCUGUAUGUCUAUGUGUAUAUUUAAACUUCUUUUUUAUGGUGAUAAAAGUGCAUCAUGUUUAGCAAUUGCAUAGUUGUUCCCUAUAUGAAGCGGGGGAAAGGAAGGGCACAAGAAACCAAUAAGAUUUUGGAGAAAGUCAGGACUCAAGAGUAUAGGAAUCAGGGGCCAAAGUGAAAUUGCUAUAUUUGAUAGCGGGCAGGGGAAGGACUAGUCUUUUAACAACGGAAGGUCUGAUGUUUAAGUUUCAGUUAGUUGCUACUAUGUUUUUGUUUUUUUGAAAUGGAGUCUCACUCUGUCACCCAGGCUAGAGUGCAGUGGCACACUGUAACCUCUGCUUCCCAGGUUCAAGGGGUCUUCUGGCCUCGGCCUCUCGAGUAGCUAGGAAGAGAGGGGCAUACUACCACAGUCAGUUAAUUUUUGUAUUUUUGGUAGAGAGGGUUUCACCAUGUUGGCCAGGCUGGUGUUGAACUUCUGACCCCAAGUGAUUCACCUGCCUUGGCCUCCCAAAGUACUGGGAUUACAGGCAUGAGGCACAGUGCCUGGCCCGCUGCUAUGUUUCAUAUGUGCAGCAGAGUGUCUGAGUGUCUCACACCUCCUCUAUGGCUUCCCUUUGCUCAUGUCCCCACAUAGCUAUUAUAGUUUACCACAUAAAACAAGUUGUGUGAGCACUAUUUGUGAAAAUCAAAGAAAGGGUCUAUGUGGUAUGUCUGUCCAUAGUAGAUGGAGAAGGAGGAGCCAUGGGAAGCAGCACAGGGAAGAGAGCCAGGAUUCACUGGGGCAGGGAACUGGACAAACUGCGGACUCCCAAGAACCCCUAGAGAGUUUGGGUUGGAUGCCGAGCUUCUCUUUCCCCAUGAGAAGGAAUUUUGAUCCAAUAUUUAAAAUCCUUUGAAUUACAGAACAACACUUGCUGCUAUCUGAACUAUAUACUUUUGUACCAUAAUUUAGCCAGUUCCUGUUCAUGAUCAUUUAGAGUUUUCCAAUUUUUCCCCUUUUCAUACUUUUCUCAGUAAUGAAAGUAUUGCAUCUACUUCCAAACAGAUACAGUGAGUAAUAGAUAUAGUGCUCCCCAUUCCCCACAAAAAAGACCAGGAUAUUUUGAAGAUAAUCCCCGGAGGAGUCAGCAUGGCUCAGAGCCCAUAGUUCCCCUGUGCUACUUCCAUGAUGUUAAAUUUCAAACCAGAGAUUACAUUUUAAUUAUAAUAGCAUGCUUUAGAGGGAUUCACAGCUUUAAAAAACAACUGGAGGCAAAUUGUACAUGCAAGUGAAUAAAUGUCUUAGCUAUGUGAUUUCCAUUCUCAAAGCUUGAUUCAUAACACUCGGAUUCCUAAAAUCUGUUCUUGCUUUCUUUUGUCCACCAUAUUAUGGGUUAUCUCAGACUGCUCAUGAUUAAUGAGGUGACUACCGCUGACUUUUCCAAUGAAGAAAAGAAAGAAAAAAAAGCAUUGUUUCAUAUUGGAAAGUUGUACAUAGCCUUUGUGCUUUAUGAAGAAAAUAAAAUUGUGCUAAAUACAGUUUUAGGUUUUUCCUUUUUUGGCCUUAUGUAUGGUUUAAACAGUGAACAAACAAAUGUGAUCAUGGUGUAUUUCAGCAUUUUCUUUCUUUUUUUUUUUUGUUUUUGAGAUGGAGUCUUGCUCUGUCACCCAAGUUGGAGUGCAGUGGUACAAUCUCAGCUCACUGCAACCUCCACCUUCCAGGUUCAAGCCAUUCUCCUGUCUUAGCCUCCUGAGUAGCUGGGAUUACAGUGCACCACCAUGCCUGGCUAAUUUUUCUAUUUUUAGUAGAGACAGGGUUUCACCAUGUUGGUCAGGCUGGUCUUGAACUCCUGACCUCAGGUGACCCACCUGCCUUGCCUUCCCAAAGUGCUGGGAUUACAGGCAUGAGCCACCAUGCCCAGCCUGGCAUUUCCUUUGUAAGCCUAGCCUUACAAUUUUCAAUCAAUCUCUAAAACCAGAUGUACAAGUGUACAGUUCACCUGUCAACUAUAAAUGAUGCUCUUAUGUGUAUUAUAUAUAACAUAUACUAAUUUUAAUUUCCUACUACAUUUCUAGUAUGUAUGACAUUAUGAAAAUGUUAAUUAGCAUAAUUCAACACAGUUGCUGAAGAUUGUUGGAUAACUUUCCUUUUAAGGUUUUAGAUGAUGUUCUCCUUAUAAUACCAACAACAUGGAGAAAAGUUGUGCAAGAAAAUGGUAUUCCUAUCUGGAGGCUUGGAGACUUAUGUCCCCACCUUAAAAAGAAAACAAACUGGAAAUGUACAGUUUGAAAAUGAAAGUUUCGAGAGAAGAAAUAACCUAAGAAUUUUAAAGUUAUAGAUUUUAUUUGAUUUUGAAACGAAGUCUCACUCUGUCCUCAGGCUGGAGUGCAGUGGUGUGAUCUCAGCUCACUGCAACCUCUGACUCCUAGGUUCAAGCAAUUCCCCUGCCUCGGCCUCCUGAGUACUUGUAAAGGCAUGUGCCACUAUGCCUAGCUAUUUUUUUUUUUUUGUAUUUUUAGUAUAGACAGGGUUUUUACUAUGUUGUCUAGGCUGUUCUCAACUCCUGACCUCAAGUGGUCUGCCUGCCUGGGCCUCCCAAGGUGCUGAGAUUACAGGUAAGCCACCGCACCAGGCUAAGGUUAUAGAUUUUUUUUUUUUUUGACUUGAUCAGUUUCUAAGCAGUUAACGACUGGGAAAAGCACAACUACUCCUAUUUAAGACUCAUAUGUGAUCACUGGUUUUAAAAAAAAGAAAUACAUAUUUCUCAAAAUAAGUAACGUAAAUGCAGAAUCUGCUGUAUCAUCUGUUUCAUAGUUGAGAUAUCUGAGCUUCCUCCUCUUUUGACACUAUGAGUGCUAAGUGAUCACAUUAAAUAAUCUGUGCUGAUAGUUAAAAGUUAAAUUACUUUCAUCAAAGGCAGAAUGUUCUUAUUUAGCUUCUCCACAGCUGGCAAGAAUUGGUUUAGUUCAGUAAACAUUAACUGUGUGUGGGCCAGCCAGUGUGCUGGGCUUAGUGGGUACAAAUCCCAACAAAGAACCCAUGUCCUUGAGGAACUCAAGGGGUGAGAGUUUGGUGGACAGUCAUAGACAGAUGCUUCAGUGUAAUCUGGUAAGAGGUAGUGAGGUAGAAUUCUGUGCAGGCCACUGGAUGAGCUCUCCUCCACCUGGGGUUCUGAGAAACCACCUUGAAGCCAACUCUUUAAGGAGGUAUAAGAACCAGGUAAAGAGACAAAACACAGAGCCAGUGUGAGCUGGGGAGUGCAGAAAAGAGGAGGGAGAAUGAAUGAGUAGGUUUCUGGCCUUUGUGGCUGCCUGAGAUGGAAAAUAGGAAGUAAAAGGACUGGGAGGGGAGGGGCCAAUGACUUCCACUGCAGAUUUCUGGGGUAUUGGAGCCGUUUGAGGGAUGUCCAAUGGGCUGAAGCUCAGAGGAGUGGGCAGGGAUGGAGCCAUGUCAGUGAAACAUACACAUGAGAGUCAAAACUAUGAGAGAGGUUGACAUCCCCAGAACAAGGAACACUGGGGAAUGUGAGUGUUUUAGGAAGUGGGUAGGGAAAGGGAGUCCAAAAAGAAACUUUCAGGUAGGAGGAGGCCGAUGGGACAGCAUUGUCCCAAGAACAUAGGGAGUUUUUAGAAUGGAGACAAAGGACAACAGUCUCAAGAGCAGUAACGCACUUUGUAAAGACAAUGGCUGGCCGGGCACAGUGGCUCACGCCUGUAAUCCCAGCACUUUGGGAGGCCGAGGCGGGUGAAUCACCUGAGGUCAGGAGUUCAAGACCAGCCUGAGCAACAUGUUGAAACCCUAUCUCUACUAAAAAUACAAAAAUUAGUCAGGUGUGGUGGCAGGCACCUUUAAUCCCAGCUACUGAGGAGGCUGAGGCAGGCGAAUUGCUUGAACCCCGGAAGCAAAGGUUGCGGUGAGCCGAGAUUGCAUCACUGCACUCCAGCCUGGGCGACAAGAGCAAAACUCUGUCUCCAAAAAAAAAAGAAAGAAAAACAAGAUAAUGGCUGACGAACAUCCCCUAGAUUUGGCAGUGUGGGUGGUCACUGAUGACCGUUAGGCAGUGGAGUAAUAGGGCCUACAUGCCACAUUUCAGAAAGGAGUGGAUGGUGUCAGGAACAUGGAGAGGCCACCUGUGACUUCUAACCCAACCCAGAAAAAGAACCCAUAAACAUAUAUAUGUUUUAUACAAAAUACAUAAUUAUAACUUUUAUUUUGCCUGUCCUGUUCCUGUAUUUUGGUGACUAAAGUGCCAUGAGUUACAAGUGGUGCAAUUGUAGCUCACGACAGCCUUGACCUUCCAGGCUCAGGUGAUAUUCCCACCUCAGCCUCCCAAGCAGUUAAGACUACAGGCGUGCACCACCACACCCAGCUAACUAAAAAAAAAAAAAUGUAGAGACAGCUUCUCGCUCUGUGGCCAAAGGCUGCAUAUAAGCUUCUGAAUUCCUGGCCUCAAGCUAUCCUCCCACCUUGGCCUCGUAAGUGCUGGAUUACAGGUGUGCUCCACCACACCCAGCCUCUUUCCCUGUUUUAACCUCUACCCUGAAGUAGAGUACCCUUCCACUGUUUGUUUUCCUCCUUUUGACCUCCCGUCUGUUGACGUUAAAAAUAACAACCACAACUAAUUUGCAUGGUUCUUUGUAAUUUAUAAAAUACUUUCACAUAUACCACUUUAUUUAAUAUGCUCACCCAUCUUUUCUUUUGGUGUCAUAACUAAUUUACAAUUGUUUAGGAUGGAGGCCCAGACAUACAGAUUCCUAGGUGCCUUGUAAUUCGAUCUCACCUAUUGAGGAAACUGAGGCUUGGGCAUAUGUCCUAUUUUAUCACUAUUUGGGGGGUUCUGGCUUUAGAAGCUAACCUCCUGAUUUUCACUGCACAACUCUGAUUACAAGGUGGAGACACUGGGGAGGCUCAGGCAACCCUGUUAGCACUCAGUACAGACGAAUUCUGGCCCGUAGCCAACCAAGAGCCUAUGUCUUUAAGCCAUCCUGACUCAUGUGCUGGUUACUGGUAUGCAAUAAACCAGACCACAGACCCUCCCCCUUAUUCUUACUUGUCUGAGACUCCCUCACUUUUUUCCCACUCCUGACCUCUGCUUACUCCCAGUUCUUUUUCUGUUUCUAUCUAGCUUCCUGCACUUUGAAUUUUAUCUCCUGCUAGAGAACAUUCCUCCUUUCUGCCCAGUCGGCAUCCAUUCUACUGAAUCUAUCAAUAGCACCUCUAUAUAGUCCACUGGAGAUGGCCCAUGGCUGAUUACCAUAUUGUGCUGCCCUGGCCUCCGUGAUUGGUUUGUGGGUGGGCUUGUGAUCCAAAUCAAGCAAAUCAGGGUCAAUCCUGGAAAAUGACUCUCUCACAGGGGACCCUAAGGUUACUGCCUGUGUGAAUAAAGCCAGUAAGGAGGCAGCAUAGCUAAUAGAUGGGGCAGCAAGGUUUUUUGUUUGUUUGUUUAUACUUUAAGUUCUAUACAUGUGCAGAUUGUGUAGUUUUGUUAUAUAGGUAUACACAUGGCAUGGUGGUUUGCUACACCCAUCAACCCAUCAUCUACAUUAGGUAUUUCUCCUAAUGCUAUUCCUCCCCUAACCCCCCACCCCCCAACAGGCCCUGGUGUGUGAUGUUCCCCUCCCUGUGUCCAUGUGUUCUCAUUGUUCAACUCCCACUUAUAAGUAAGAACAUGCAGUGUUUGGCUUUCUGUUCCUGUGUUAGUUUGCUGAGAAUGAUGGUUUCCAGCUUCAUCCAUGUCCCUGCAAAGGACAUGAACUCAUCCUUUUUUAUGGCUGCAUAGUAUUCCAUGGUGUAUAUGUGCCACAUUUUCUUUAUCCAGUCUAUCAUUGAUGGGCAUUUGGGUUGGUUCCAAGUCUUUGCUAUUGUGAAUAGUGCUGCAAUAAACAUACGUGUGCAUGUGUCUUUAUGGUAGAAUGAUUUCUAAUCCUUUGGUUAUAUACCCGGUAGUGGGAUUGCUGGGUCAAGCAAGGUUCUUUAAUAUCCUCUGCAUGCUCAGAUCCAACUUACUGGAGAUGGAGCUCUCCCUCAAGUUUUCAAGUAUACAAGCAGUGAAGUCCCCAUGUAUGUUUAAUCCCAUUGAGAUGAUUGGCAGUUGUAAACACAAGAGCCUUAACUAUUAUUCUUCCCAAAGCCCCCCCACCCCACCUUGUUUUUUUUUUUGAGACAGAGUCUCACUCUGUCACCCAGGCUGGAGUGCAAUGGUGUGAUCUUGGCUCACUGCAACCUCUGCGUCCCAGGUUCAAGUAAUUCUCCUGCCUCAGCCUCCUGAGUAGCUGGGACUACAGGUGCACACCACCAUGCCAAGCUAAUCUUUGUAUUUUUAUAGGGACGUGAUUUUGCCACAUUGGCCAAGAGGUAUUGAAUUCCUGAUGUCAGAUGAUCCACCCACCUAGGCCUCCCAAAGUGCUGGGAUUAUAGGUGUGAGCCAAUGCACCUGGCACCAUCUCCUCUUUUUAGCCUCAUUUUGCUCCUGUGUCUCUCUGGGACUUACUGGGAUGGAUCCUCGCAAUCUCUAGGAUUUGCUUCUGACCAGUCCUCUUACUCUCGGCUUCAUCAGUUACCCCACACCUUGCUGGUUCCUGCCCCAGCUCCUGGGACUCAAGCCCUAAGUUCUAACUGGUGUCAUUACCAUACACCAGCCAUCUCCUCCCCCACCACCCCUGCCAUGUCCCUCCCAAACGCUCUCAGGGGAUUAUUUCUUUAUCUUUCUUUCUUUCUUUCUUUCUUUUUUUUUUUUUUGAGAUGGCAUCUCACCGUGUCACUCAGGCUGGAGUGUAGUGGCGCAAUCUCAGCUCACUGCAAACUCUGCCUCCUGGGUUCAAGUGAUUCUCCUGCCUCAGCCUCUUGAGUAGCUGGGACUACAGGUACAUGUCACCAUGCCCAGCUAAUUUUUAUAUUUUUAGUAGAGACGGGUUUCAUCAUGUUGGCCAGGAUGGUCAUGAUCUCCUAACCUAGUGAUCCACCUGCCUCGCCUUCUCAAAGUGCUGGAAUUACAGGCGUGAGCCACUGCGCCCAGCCUGAACUGAUUAUUACUAUUAUUGAUAAUGACAGAAGAAAUAUCUACCAUUAACCCAAUAUUUUUUGUUGCGGUAAAAUAUACAUAACAUGUAUCCGGCAUUUAAACCGUUUUUAGGUGUGCAGUUCAGUAGCAUGAGCAUAUUCACUGUGGUGUGCAGCCGUCACGCUAUUCAUUUCCAGAACUUUUUCAUUAUCCCACCAGAAACUCUGUACCCAUUAAAAAUAACUCCUCACUGCUCCCUGCCCCCAGACUCUGGUAACGUCUUUUAUUUCUGUCUCUAUGAAUUUGCCUAUUCUAGGCACCUUAUAUCCCUGGAAUCCUGUAUUUGUCCUUCUGUGUCUGGUGUGUUUCACUUAAAACGGUAUUUUCAGAGCUUGUGUAUGUUGUAGCAGCAUCAGAAUUGUAUUCCUUUUUAAGGUUGAGUAUUAUUCCCUCACAUGUAUAUGCCACAUUUUGUUUAUCCACGUAUCUGUCAAUGGACAUGUGGGUUGUUUACAGCCUUUGGCUACUGUGAAUAAUGCUGCUAUAUCGGUUUGAGUCCCCCCUUUCGAUUCCUUUGGGUAUAUACCAAGAGGUGGAAUUGCUGAGUCAACCAAGCAUGUGCUUUAUGCUCACUAUUUUAUUUGCUAUUCACAACACCUCUAUGUGAUAUUAUUAUUAAUGCUACUUUGAAGCUGAGGAUCUCUACUACAAUACAAAAAAAUUAGCUGCGCAUGGUGGUGUGCACCUGUAGUCCCAGCUACUCAGGAGGCUGAGGGAGGGGAAUCGCUUGAAGCCGGGAGAUGGAGAUUGCAGUGAGUGGAGAUGAUGCCACUAAACUCCAGCCUGGCGACACAGCGAGACUCCGUCUAAAUAAAUAAAUAAAUAAAAAUAAAACCGAGGAAACUGAGACUCAGAGAAAUUAACACACCAAGGACACAUCCUGUGCUGUUCUUGCUGCUGCUACUCAUAAAGUCAUCUCUCCAAGCCCUCAAGGAACACAGAGGGAGCAUACACUGUAUGCCAGGCCCUGGGCUCCAUGCCGAGGCACACCGUCACCUGUUCAUUCCUAGUGUAGCCUCCCGUGAAUUGAGAGAAAGUGCGAUCACCCUGUAGCAUGCUGCAUGGAUGGUGCAGGGCCAGGCCAGCCUGUCACACAUGGUGUCUUGUCUCUGCCAUUUACACUGCUGGGUUUUACUCUUGCCAAGCCAGUGACCAGUUUUACCAGCCUCUUUCAUUUCCUUACCUGAACCAACCCUGUCUGUAGGUGGAAGGAACAAAAAACAAGUAAAAAAAAAAAUUAUAUAUUGCUUCUGAUUAUAAAAAUGAUACCUAAUCAUUGUGGUCAAUUUGGAAAAAGAUAGCAACACACAGCAAAGAAAGAAGGAACCACCCUAUAAUCAUGCCAUUUGAGUAUUCUUUUAAAAAGUUUAAAAUAAAUUAAUAAAAUGUUAUCAUCAAUUAGAAAAGAUCUAAGUAAUUUGGUAUCAAUGUACUCAGUAAAACAAAAGCAAGAAAUUGUCCCUAAACAUUUCCCCAUCUACCUUUGACGGGUUUAAAUUAUUCAAUUCAGUUACUGGCGAUUUAUGUCUUUAUGUUUGAAGGACAUUUAUCCUACAGAACUUGACAGAUGGUUGCUGCGAUGGCUUUAUGAUUAUCCAUCAUCCAGAAGAAAAUGCUCCAUAAUCUGUGUGCAUUAACUUUAACUAUUUGGAAGGAACAUGGGUACUUUGGGAGAAAGCUACCACAUGUAGAAAGCAUAUAGUAAGACGUUUCUAGUAGAAAGCAUUAUUAUCUAAACUCGAAUGCCAGAGGCCGAGACUAUGUAAAUUACACUGGAUUCACACCAGGAAAAGGAUUCCCUCCCUUUGUGACUCCACAGGGUACCCUCUGCCUUCCGUCACUUUAGUUCAGAUUGCUGUGGCUGCUCAAUGCCUUAGCAUUGCUCUACAGGGCUGCUCAAGCCAUAUGGCACCUCUGUACACAUUACAAGGUGCUCCUUCCUUCCUCUGAAAGGAGGUUGCCUUGCUCCAGAGCUUGGUCAGCAGAGGCGCGGUGAGUUCUUUCUUCACCUGCGUCUUUGUCCAGGCACCCUUGUCCAGCAAACAAAAACUCUAUGUGAUUAGUGAUCCUGGCUCUGCCUUUUUGAGGCUUCACAUCCUCUGGGGGUGCAGAUGCUGUGGUUAUUCUAAAUAGAGGUGAUGCGGUCCCAAUUCUAGGUGAGCCCUGGUGAUGCAGUCCUCAAUUCAACACAUAUCUUUUUUUUUCCCCGAGACAGAGUUUUGCUCUUCUUGCCCAGGCUGGAGUGCAAUGGCAUGAUCUCAACUCCCUGCAACCUCCCCGCCUCCUGGGUUCAAGUGAUUCUCCUGACCAAGCCUCCCUAGUAGCUGGGAUUAUAGGCGUUCACCACUAAACCCACCUAAUUUUGUAUUUUUAGUGGAGACGGGGUCUCUUCAUGUUGUUCAGGCUGGUCUCGAACUCCCAACCUUAGGUGAUCCACCUGCCUCGGCCUCCCAAUGUGCUGGGAUUACAAGCUUGAGCCACCGCGCCCAGCCCUCAACACAUAUCUUUGAACUUUUACUGUCCAAACCUAGUCCCCAUGGAAAGGCUACUUGGACCUGGACAUCAGUCCUAUCUUCUCUUUGGCCACUGCCACCAACUCUGUUACUCAGGCUUGAACUUUAAACAAAGUCCUCUAGGUCUCAGCUGGAUUUAUUGGAGAUAGCUUUGUCUCCCAGCACUUUGGGAGGCCGAGGCAGGUGGAUUGCUUGAGGCCAGGAGUUCAAGACCACCCUGGCCAACAUGGUGAAACCCUAUCUCUACAAGAAAUACAAAAAUUACCUGGGCACGGUGGCACACACCUGUAAUCCCAGCUACUUGGGAGGCUGAGACAUGAGAAUCACUUGAACCCAGGAAGCACAGUUUGCAGUGAGUCAUAAUCAUGCCACUGCACUCCAGCCUGGACAACAGGGCAAGACUCUGUCUCAAAAAUGAAAAGAAAAAAAGAAAUGUUACUGAUAUAAGUAUUAGCAGCUAUCCAGAUUAACACAGACUGCUAAUAGAGGCAGGAAGAGAUCAGCUACAAAGCUAUGACCCCAUUUAAAACUCUUCCCAUUUCUAAUUGAUUCUUUUUCAUUGGAAGCUAAAGUUCACCCUCCUUCUACAAAAACAAUUUUACAAUUCCGUUUGUUUUUUAUGUUUUGGUUCUUAAACUUACUAGGACUACUAGGUUUCAAGUCUUUCUCUCUUUUAAGGUACUCCUGAAGAGUUUCUCUCUUAUGUCUAUUGCUAUUUAACUCAUAUUUUCUUUGGUCUGAGGAGCCAAGAUCCGUGAUUCCAGCUGUAGGCGGCUUGGGUUUUUGCUUUACCAUGGUGACGUUUUUAUAAAAGUCAAAACAGCAAUUACAUUGCCUUAGAAGUGGUGGUUGAAUUUUGCAUGUUAGAAACAGUUAUUGCGCCAUUAUGCAAAUGAAAUGUAAUUUUAUGGAAAUAUGUAAUGCAGAAUGAAGCUGAGUGGCUUAAGUACAAAUCCUUAUGCUUUUGUUUGGUUAAUGCACUUUCAAAAAUACUGUUAGGUUAGCUGGCACGGCAAGCAUCUGUAGUCCCAGCUACUCAGGAGGCUGUUGUGGAAGGAUCACUUGAGUCCAGGAGUUCGAGGCUGCAGUGGGCUAAAGUUGUGCCACUGCACUGCAUCCUGGGCAACACAGUGAGACCCUGUUUCUAACAAACACAAAUUUUAAAAGUUGUUAAGUUGAAAUUUAGGUCAUUGACCCUUCACAAUAACAGAAAUGAUUGACAAUGCAAAUGUGAUCCAAAGCAUGCACUCCAGAAUUACCUACUAGCUUACGGUCUUUGGGAAAAGCACUGACUCUCUCGGCCUUAGUUUCCCCAUCUGUAAAAUGGGGCUACUAAUAGUAUCACUAUCUUGGCUUUUUGCAAGGAUUAAAUGAGUUCAUGUGUGUGAAGUGAUUAGAAUAGGGCCUGGCAUAUAGUUGGAACUACUAGUUUAAAAGUGUUAGCUAUUACAUGAAAAAAAGUGUUAGUGUUACAUGAAAAAUGAUACGAUUAUCUUCUGGAAAUCAGAUAAAAUUUAGAUAUGCGUUUUAUAAUACGGUGUUAUUUCUUGAAUGCUUCAACCAACCUAGUUGUGAUAAAGUCCGACAGUGACAAAUAUGGAUGUUUAAAUGUUUUAAAACAGAGUAGUGCUGCUUUGUUUUGCACAUUUUUGAUAGUUGAAUUACCGUCGGUGUUUUCCCUCUCGGAUGGGAUAUGUUGAUACUAGAGUCAAGGUAAGCGUAGUAAACAGAACCUUAGUUUUCCUUUGACACCUGACUGGUGAGUCUGAUUCUGUUAUUCCCGUGGCAAGAUCCACUGCUCUGUUUUGCUUCGUGAACAGCUUGUUUGGAUUGUACUUUCUCUCCUACUCACCGCUGUAGGGCAGCCCACCCUUGCAGUGAGUUUACUUUUGAAAAUUUGGCCCUUGAUUUUGCAGCUUGUCUGUACAAUAAACAGCCAACCCAUGCCAAUUUUCUUCCAGGCUCUCUUUGGCAGAAGAAUGAUGACUGGCUGUUCCUCAAUAGGUGACCAGAAAUUUAGCUAAAAUAUAAGAAAUCCAGCGGUAAACUAUUUCAAUCUUUUUUAUUGCAGAAAUGGAUGCCAUUGUAACUUUGAAAAAUGCAUCAUGGCCACUUAAUUUCCCUUUUUACAUUACAUUUUAGACAAGUAAUUUUUUGAAAUCCAAGGUCAUAUGAACUACAGGCAGAAUUCCCAGCAGUGCUGUAGAUUCUCCCUGAAAGAAAGGUCUCUAGGCUUGGCUUAGGAACUGUGGGUGAGGAAACAAAGAAUUUCCUUUUGGACUACUAGUCUGAGCUGGCUGAUCAUUACCCCUCUUUGUUGGUGCUCUAAAUGUGUCAUGAUGAAACUGUAAGACAGUUCAAUGCAAAACUGUAUUCAGUAAUUUAUAUCUUCUUAAUCUCUUUUUGAUGCUUUUAUAGUGGCUAGUGGUAUCUGUGGUUAAGGGAUGCCAGACAGCUUUCUCUUUUUAAAUAUCUAGCCUAGCAUUUAUCUGUCUAUUCAUCUACCAGUCCAGCUCUUGAAUUGGAAAUGAUCAUAAGUGAUUUAUAAGUAUUCGUAAGAUAUGAUAAUGUACGAUGGAUUAAAGCCCAAGUGACAGAGGAAAGAAACACAGUAAGAUCCUAAUACUCAGUCAGAUGUGAAAGUUAAAAUACAAGAUCAUGUAGCAUUUUAACUUUCACCAGUGGUUUCAAUAUUGAGCAGCCACUGUACUCCCCAUGGGGUAUUUGUUAAAAAUGCAAGUUCCUUAACCUCACCCUGGGACCCCCGGCAACUACAUUGUUAACCCGUGCACCCAGGCGAUCCUGAUGCAGGUGGUUGUAGGACCACACUUUAGAAGACCUGAUCUAUUUCCUUGCUGCAGAUGGGUGAAUUUGGCUCCAGGUUUUCUGGCAGUCAACAUGAACAAGGAAGACUGACUUUUCCUAGUGUGCAGGAGAUAACAUCCUUGGCAUAUGGUAUCCGUGAAGAUUUAACUAUGCUUAUAUCAACUGCAACUGGAAUAGCUGAAUAGAAUUUUUGCUUGUAUAGGAAUUCAGAAAGGAAACGUCAUCCGUAGUCCUCCCUAACAUGAAAUAUGUCAACAAGUCCGUGGUAGCCAACUAAACAAUAUUAACUGAACUUUUCUUUUGGUAAAAGGAUGCAAAAUCCUCUUAGGGAGAAAGGGAAGACAAAAGGAAGGAAAGAUGGAAAAAUACAAAAAAAGCAGAGGAGUGAGAGAAUGAAAAAUAACUACGGCCACACUUUGAACAGUGGUUUGCUACUAUCAAAUACAUGCAUACCCCACCACCCAGCAGUUCAUGUUUAAGAAUUUGUGCACACUGACGCCAGAAGGCAUGGAAAGUCGAUAGCAUCAUGGUUUAUAAUAGCCCAAAACUGGAAACAACCCAAAUGUCUAUCAACAGUAGAAUGGAUAAAUUGUUAGAUACAAUGUAAUACUAAAAUGAACUACAGUUAUGUGUAAAAACAUGAGUGAAUUCUAAAAACAUAAUGCUGAUCAAAGGGAUUGAUCAGAAGGGAACAAAUACAUACUGUAUGAAUCCAUGUAUCUAAAUUUCAAAGUGGGGAAGAAGAGAACUGACAUAUUAUUUAGGACAGCCUGCUUUUUAAGUUUUUGAGACAGAGUCCUGCUCUGUUCACUCUGUCUCCCAGGCUGGAGUGUAGUGGUGUGAUCAUGGCCCACUGCAGCCUCAAACUCCUAGGCUCAAGUGAUCCUCCUGCCUUGAGCCAGCAUGUCUGGCCAACUUUUUUUUUUUUUUUAAGACAGGGUCUUGCCAUCCACCACUUACAGUACAAAGGGCCCUAAAGUAAAUUGGUUGAAGAAACUAGAUCCCAAAGAUUCUUGAUGAAUUUUGAGGUCUUUAUCAGUAUAUCCAUUUUAAAAGGAGAUGACAGAAGCCAAAAUAAAGGAAUUAUGGGCUGACAGGACGACUGGAUUAAAAUAAGCAUAAUAAGCAUCGGUUUCACCACUCCAGCUCUUCAGAGGAUCUAAAGUGACCUUGAUGGGCAGUGGAAGAAAUCACAACAUGGAAUUCCUUGAAUAAAAAUUUAUUGACUUAAAAAAAAAAAAAAGACAGGGUCUCACUGUAUUGCCCAGGCUGGAUUUGAGCUCCUGGGCUCAAGCGAUCCUCCCGCCUCAGCCUCCUGAGUAGCUGCAAUUACAGGUGUGUGCCACUGCACCUGGCUAAACAUUUCUAAUUUAGGAUAAACUAAUUAAGUUAUUAAACUUUUCCUUGAAAUUCUGUGUUCUGUGGUUACAGUUUUCUAGAAGGGCUGGUAACACUUUUAAGCAAAUUUGCCUUAGUCAUCUGAAGAUUUUAUUUUGCAUGAAAUAAAUACUAAGCAUAUAUUCACUUUUCUAAAGAAAUAGUUUCCAUAUAUUAAAAUAAUACAUAUUUAUUUAAAAUGAUAAAUAAUGAAAAGAUGAACAAUUAAUGGACAUUUUAAAAGAUUAAAACUUGGCCAGGAACAAUGGCUCACGCCUGUAAUCCCAACACUUUGGGAGGCCGAGGUGGCAGAUCACGAGGUCAGGAGUUCAAGACUAGCCUGGCCAACAUGGUGAAACCCUGACUCUACUAAAAAUACAAAAAUUAACCAGGCAUGGUGGCGUGUGCCUGUAAUCCCAGCUGCUCAGGAGGCUGAGGCAGGAGAGCUGCUUCAACUGGGACCCGGGAGGUAGAGUUUGCAGUGAGCCGAGAUUGAGUCACUGCACUCCAGCCUGGACUAUGAGUGAGAUUCUGUCUCAAAAUAAAUAAAUAAAUAAAUAAAUGUUAAAAAUAAGAUAAAAACUAAGUAUGACAAAGGUAGAGAAAAUAUUCCUGAAUUAUACUGUUAAUAAUGUUCUCUCCCAUUCAUAUGGAGAGAGAAUGGAUUAGGAGACUUCUUGAUACCGAGUUUAUGGAAAAAUAGAUGGUUGUUACUAUCUCUUGUGUGUCUCCUUUAUGCCAUUUACCACAAUAGGUACUUAUGUUUUGGGUUGUUGUUAUUGUUAUUUGAGAUGGAACUCAAAUAAAUUUUAUAAUUCAACAUAAAAAAAUACUCUGUCACCCAGGUUGGCGUGCAGAGGAGGGAUCUCUGCUCACUGCAACCUCUGCCUCACAGGUUCAAGUGAUUCUCCUGCCUCAGCCUCCCGAGGGAUUACAAGAGCACCACCACAUCUAGCUAAUUUUUGUAUUUUUAGUAGAGACAGCGUUUUGCUAUGUUGGCCAGGCUGGUCUUGAACUCCUGACCUCAAGCUGUCUGCCUGCCUUGGCCUCCCAAAGUGCUGGAAUCACAGGUGUGAGCCAACACGCUUGGCUAGUACUCAUGUAUUUUGUUUGCAACUAUCUCAAAAAAUUCCUGAGAAUGAAGAACUGUUUUCCCCACUAUUCCCUAACCUCUUCCCACUCCUCUUAUUCCUUUCUGUUCAAAUUCAUUCACACAAGAAGUUUUGCAAACUCAUCCUUCAUGUGAAGCAAUUUUUACUGUUUCUUGUGCCUCAAAUCUAAUUUGCUUUGUUCUGAUGCUAACAGCUGAGCGGAAUUGAGUAAUAAAUUUUAAAUUAAUGAAUUAGAGCUAAAAGCUUUCUAGUCUGUAUCUGUUUCCCUACCAGCUUCGGUUGGUAGGAUUUUGACAAACAAAUUUGGAAUCAUCUGAGAAAAUCUUGAACUCAUCUGUCAUUGUUUGUCCCCAGUAGGAGCUAAAGAUGGGAUUAGUGGGGUUUUGCCAUAAUAAACAGUCUGAAUCUUCAGUGAGAGCUAUGAAACCUAACUCCCAGUCAUUUCUAGAGGAUGUGUCCAGACUGUGCCCCUUUAUUGGCCUUUACAAAAAUAGCUUCCGUGCAUUCUCUAAAACUGAUUCUUUUCAUGAUGCAUUAUUUAUUCCACUUAACUUAGAGAGACUAUACAGUGUGAUUCAUUUUUGAGCUUCUCAUUUAUGCAGAAAACAAGAAUUACCACUAACAUUUUAUAAUUGCUGUCUUCUAAUGCAUUCAUUAGACUGGAGGUCAUAUGAAAUUUUUCAUUCCUCAUUGAUGCUUACAGAAAAUAAGGAAAAAGACACUUGAAAAUUUAAAGUGCACAUUCUAAUACCCCUAUGUGCAAGGAUUAUUUCACUUUAUAUAUAGUUAUUAUUUUAAGUGAGAUAUGAUUUGAUAUUUUAUUUCUUCUGUAUUGUGUCAUUUCAGAGCAGGAAUGGCCCUGGUGAGGUAUCAAGUCAAACUCCUUCAUUUUACAGAUAGGAGCCUUUGACUCAGAAGUUACAUGCUGGGUAGUGGCAAAGCUGGAACCAGAACCCAAUGCUCCUGGCUUCCUCUCCUCACAGAGCCAUUUGCAAAUGACUUCCACAUAAAACGUAACUUGAAAAGCAUUUUAGAGCUUCUGUGUGGCUCACACCUUUUAUCCUAGCACUUUGAGAGGCUGUAGUGGGAGAUCAUUUGAGGUCAGGAGUUCAAGACCAUCCUGGCCAACAUGGCGAAACGCUGUCUGUAAUAAAAAUACAAAAAUUAGCCAGGGGUGGCAGCAGAUGUCUGUAUUCCCAGCUACUCGAGAGGCUGAGGCAUGAGAAUUGCUUGAACCUGGGAGGCAGAGGUUGCAAUGAGCCAAGAUUGCACCACUACAUUCCAUCCGGGGUGCCAGAGCAAGACUCCAUCUCAAAAAAAACAAACAUAUAUUAGAAUGUUGAAUUAUAAUAGGUGUGAUACCAACUGGUUAAAACCAAAUGUAUUACCUAUUUUCUAACCUAAGAUUAUAAAAUGUUGACACUUUCAGUUUUAUACACAUAUGCAUAUAUAUCCCAAACACAGGUAUAUAUACCUAUACACACAUAUACACACACAUAUGUAUCUGCAUAUAUACACCUAUAUACACACACAAACAUAUAUACACCUUUACAACAUAUUUACCUAUUCAUAUACAUGUAUACAAAUACAUAUUUAAACGCACGUACACGUUUAUAUGUACACACACACCUGUAUAUAUAUAUGCACCUAUAUGUAUACACACACAUAUGUAUUACAUACACACACGUAUGGUAGAAUAAUAAAAAAAUGAAGCUCUGGAGUCAGGCAAACCUAGAAUUCUACUGGUACUGACUAUGUUUCCUUAUUAUAUAAACUUCUAAAAUCUGAGUUUCACCAUUUGUAAACUGGGAAAAAAUAGGUAACAUGUUAAGUGAUUAGCAUGUUGUCUGCUGUCUAAUAAGCUUUCAGGAACUAUGAGUAGCCGCCAUUGUGAACAAAAUCUACAAAAUGUUGACCAGUGAUUCAGCUUGAAAAGAGAUAGAUAUGAUUCAUCGUCUUUGCCUCCAAACUGAUAGGAAUCAUCAUGGGUAGGCUGGGAGGACCACGCCUGGGAUGCCUGGCGGCCCUCUGGUUUGGGAACUGGGCUUAAGCCAAGGAAAGUGGCAUCGUCUUGUUAAUUUGGAAAGUACAGACACUUUUAAACAGAGCGCGUCAGUCUCAUUCCUAAUAGGUUGUGAAAGGAGACACAGAUCUCAGGAGGCUGGAAGGUGGGGAUCCAGGCCGCCUGUUGUUGCAGGUGGAAAGUGAGCAGAAGCACCUGUGUUGCACGCUCCACAUAAAUGAAGUCACCUACACAGGUCAUGUGUUCUGGGGGAGCAGUGGCCCUCCGGAUUGACUGGGAGACAGCUAAUAGAUGAGAAUCUUUGGCCAUAGUCAGUGUGUUAUGCUCCAAUGCUGAGGCUGAGGCUAGGGAAUGCGGAGGAGAAAGGAGCCAGACCAACUAGAAUCUGGAAAGGUCAACUGGCUGACAGCUGUCUGUCUGGGGAGACAUCCAGGGAGCAAGGCAAGAAGCUCGGGAUGAGUCAGAAUGGACACGAACCGCCUAGGUGCAGGGCGUCCCAGAGGCUGCACCAGGGCACGUGGACAUCAGCCUCCCCAGACAACACAGCCGCAGGGUUGGGGUCAAGGCCAAGAACAAGAUUAGCCAGAAAUGUAUCCAGGAUAUGGCUUGAAAACUGGAGGGAGCGAAGAGAGUAAGUCACAGGCUGGGCCAGGGCAGGGACAGAUUGGAAGUGUGGGGAAGGUGAGUUGCUUCUGCGUCAUCUGUCCUGUUUGUGCCCCAGGCCUGAGAGUUGACGCAUACAGCUUCUGACAGAAGAAAAGAUAGAAGAGUGGACAGAAAAAGGAAAGAAGCGUUUGCUUUUUCAGAGUGGAAACCUGAAUUGGCCAGCACAGAGCAUCUACAGGGGUUUCUAUGAGGGAGAGACCAGGGUACGAGGGGCUUUCUUUUUCGUCUCUGCGUUCCCUGGGGACCCUUCCAUGUCACUUUUCCUCAGGGUUCUGUCGUAAACCCACUUUUCUUCCCACCUGUAUCAGUCAGAGUGGGCUUGGGUUUGCUGCAGUAACAAAUGAUCCCCUAAUCUCAGUGGCUUAUAAUAGUAAACAUUUAUUUUUGGCUUUAGCUACAUGUUCACUGUGAGUUGGUUACAGCUUGCUUUCUCAUAAUCCUCAUUCUGUGACCCCGGCUGACUGAGUGGCCUCUGUCUCUGGAACACUGCUGCUUGAAAUAGCAGAGGGAGAAGAGACCAUGGAGAACCUUGACUUGGCCUUGGAGCUUCUGCACAGAAGGGAAGUGACACAUGUCAUUUCAACUCACAUUUCAUUGACCAAAAGAAGUCUUAUGAUGAAGCUUGGCAUUAACAGGAUGGCAAAAUCUAAUCCUUCCCCAGAAAUGAGCAAUGACUAUUUGUAACAGUAAUACAGUCCACCACAUGAUUGCGCUUACCCAGGGUCAUCUUGCCACUCCCACAACCCCAGUGACUGUCGCUUUGAUCCUGGAUUCCUUCCUCCAGCUCAGAUCUCUACACCAAAAGCCAAACCCACAAAUCCAGCUGUAAAUCAGGCAGUUCUCCUUCAAACUGAAUAUACCCAACUGAAGUCAUUUUCUCUUCAGCAUUUUGUUUAUUUCUGAUUAAAAAAAGACAGUAGCCACUGUCUACCUGGUUAGUGACACCUGGGAGUCACUUUUUGCUCUCCUUCAUCACCCCAGAUCCCACUAUCCAUCAGAAAGUCUUCUUGAUUGUAUUCAAUAAAUGUUUCUGCUUCUUUUCAUUUCUCCUACCCACGCUCAUCCAAGAUACAGUACUUCUCAAUUGGACUACUUUGGCAGGCUGUUCAGUAACUUCCAUGCCUCCCUCUUUUCCCUCUCCAAUUCACUCCGCCAGCAUCCAGAGCGAUCUUUCUAAUUUACAGAUCUGACAGUCCACCUUUCUGCUGUCUCCUCUGUUUAAGCUCUUGCAUGGAUUCCGACUGGUCUGAGAAUCAAGCUGUGGAAAGCUAGCAAGAUUCUCCAUUUCCCCUGCAGCCUUACCUUCACCAUUAUCCUACCCUCCCAGUGUCUUCCAUCUCCCAGUCCUGGCAUCCUGAACCCCUGCCAUCUGCUCUAACGGGCCAUGUUCUGUCUUCUAGAAUAUGAUGGUGCUAUUCCUUCUCACCAGAGUCUUCUUUAUCCUCUUCAGUUGGCUAACUUUAACUCACCCCUCAGUUCUCAGCUUACACAUUGUUUCCCCCAGGAGGCCUUCUCUGGCCCUUCCUAAACUGUGUAAGUUGUUCCUGUCACAUGCUCCCAUGCACUAAACAUGCUGUCCUUCUUUUACUCUAGCACAGAUCAGCUCUUAGACCUGCAGCGGUCCUCCCUUACACAUGGGAGAUAUUUUACAAGACCCCAAUGGAUGCCUCAAACUGAGGACAGUACCAAACCGCAUACUAUAUGUAGUACGUUUUUUGCUAUACAUACAUACCAGUGAUCAAGUCUAAUUUAUAAAUUUGGCACAGUAAGACAUUAAGAACAACAAUAAUAAAAUAGGUGGGGCACACAGUGGCUCACACCUGUAAUCUCAGUGCUCUAGGAGGCUGAGGUGGGCGGAUCAUGAGGUCAGGAGUUCAAAACCAGCCUGGCCAAUAUGGUGAAAUCCCCUCUCUAAUAAAAAUACAAAGUUAGCCAGGCAUGGUGGUGGAUGCCUGUAGUCCCAGCUACUUGGGAGGCUGAGGCAGGAGAAUUGCUUGAACCUGGGAGGUGGAGGUUGCAGUGAGCCGAGAUUGCGUGACUGUACUCUAGUCUGGGGGACAGAGCGAGACUUCAUCUAAAUAAUAAUAAUAAUAAAAGAAUAAUUAUAACAAUACAUUGUAAUAAAUGAUGUGAAUGCAGUGUCUCUCUCUCAAAAUCUCUUACUGUACAGUACUGCAGGUCACUAAAGCCUGAAGGCGAAACCAUGGAUAAGGGCGGUUACCGCAGCAUAAAUGUCUGCUGUCUUUGUUGCUGCACUGGAAUCUGCUUGAGAGCAGUGACUAGGUCAACACUGUAUCUCCAACUCCUAGCAGAGCAUGUGGAAUAGUCUAGAGGCUAUUGGAUGGAAUGAUGAUGAAUGACCAUUCAUAGAGUUGAAAAGUCAAGUUUGACAUGUCCUCAAAAGCAAGGUCAGAAAGACACAGAAAAGUCCUUGCUUCCUUUAUAUCAGGGGAGCUGAGAAAGAGUAGCUUGGAUUAGGGCUGGAGGAUGCUAUAAAUCGGAAAGAAAAACAGACUUCUGGAGAACGAUAAAGGAAGGGCAGGGUCUGGGAAGAGGCGAGAUACACUAGAAUAGAACCUUCUGGGGCUGGGCGCAGUGGCUCACGCCUGUAAUCCCAGCACUUUGGGAGGCUGAGGUGGGUGGAUCACCUCGAUUUCGGUCUAGAGAUCGAGACCAUCCUGGCCAACAUGGUGAAACCCCGUCUCUAUUUAAAAAAAAUACAAAAUAAUUAGCUGGGCAUGGUGGCACGUGCCUGUAAUCCCAGCUACUCAGGAGGCUGAGGCAGGAGAAUUGCCUAAACCCAGGAGGCAGAUGUUGCGGUGAGCCGAGAUCGCACCAUUGCCCUCCAGCCUGGGUAACAAGAGUGAAACUCUCUCAAAAAAAAGAACCUUCUGGUGGGGGCGGGAUUUUUAUCUGUUUUGUUCACUGCAGAAUCCUUGGGCCUAAAACAGUUCUCGACACAUAGUAAGCAGCUAAUAAUUUACUGAAUGAACUCAUGAGCAAGUGAAUGAAUGAAUGAACAAACUGUAGGUCAUGGUUCUUUGUUUCCAAGGACCAACUCUGGCAGAAAGAGAAUUUAUUGGAAAUAGGGUAAUUCACAGAAUCGAAAAGCCAGAGAAUCAAGCCUGGAAAAUGAACAGCCAUCAAGGGAAGUCACGCAGAUAGAACCACAGCCAAGGUUGCAUCACAGGAAUACCCUGCUAAGGGCAUCACCCUGGCACUGCUGCUGCCAGGCACUACUGUUCCUGGCAUUGCCACCACUGCCCUCUUUGUGAGAGUCAGCUCUCAUUGACCCUGUGACUUGACGUUAUUCCUUCGAGAUUUAGUGUCCCAGACCGGAAUCCCUGAUCAUCUGAACCAGGGUGGAUUGCUUGUUCAUUACUUGCCGGAAUACGGGAGAAAGUAUUUAUCCCCUGUCAGCAGAGGGGGCCAUGCUGCCAUUCUGUGUUAGGAUUUCUCCCUAAUAAGACAGUCGUUCAAUGCUGGGUGGUCUAAAACACCCUCUAAGUGUAAUGAAUUCUUACUAUAGAAACUCAAUCAAUUCAGAAGGGCACAAAAUAUAAAAUGCAAAUCCACUCUCUACUUCCCAAUCCCUAUUCCACCCCAAGAAAUAACCACUGUUACUGGUUGGUAAUGUGUUUUUACACACUUCUUCAAGAAACUUCAUGAAGUUUAUAUGUCAAUUAUAAGCAUCCCAUAAUAGCUAGGAAAUCCAGCCCUGUGCAGUUUAUGAAACAAUAAGAAUUGUUUCAUCAAGAAAUAAUAAUUACAUAAAAACAAACAAUUUUCAUUGUUUCAAAAACUGAACUGAGCUGAACUUCCUAGCUACUGUAGAGUGCUUGUAAAUUACAUGUAAAACUUGUAGUCUGAAGGUUUUUGCUUGGGAAUAAAGUGGUUGCUUGGGGUCUGAAGCCCUGGCUGUGUGUGGUGUUGCUGGCAGUUCCUAACUCUCAGGAGGGGACCACUUGCCCAGUAAACGGUAGGCACUGUCUCUUGGUGCUGUUUGCUGUGUUGUGUUAAAUAUUACUGGGUAUUUCUUGCUUGAGAUUGAUCAGGGCUGUAAUGACAUCUAUCACUAUGAUGGGUUAGCAAAAUGUGGGUUCUAUUGGAGGGAAGAUACUCACUCUGCCUUUGCCUAAUUGAUUUAAAUUGCCGAAGGGACAGCCUCCUGUUUAGGAUGUCUCUUAUAGAGAGUUCUGCUCUUCUUAAAAAAAAAAAAAUUACUAGGUACAGUUGUGUAUGCCUGUAGUCCCAGCUACCUGGGAGGUUUAGAUGGGAGGGUCGCUUGAGAUCAGGAGGUCAAAUCCAGCUGGGGCAGCAUAGUGAGACCCCCCAUCUCUAAAAAUAAAUGUAUAGGGCUGGGCAUGGUGGCUCAUGACAGUAAUCCCAGCACUUUGGGAAGCCAAGGUGGGCAGAUCACGAGGUUGGGAGUUUAAGAUCAGCCUGGCCAAUAUGGUGAAACCCCAUCUCUACUAAAAAUUAGCCAUAUGCGGUGGCAGGCACUUGUAGUUCCAGCUAUUCAGGAGGCUGAGGCAGAAGAAUCACUUGAACCUGGGAAGCAAAGGUUGCAGUGAGCCAAGAUCACACCACUGUACUCCAGCCUAGGUGACAGAGCAAGGCUCCAUCUCAAAAAAAGAAAAAAGUUAUAUGUACAUACAUAUAAAAGAAGAAAACAAAAAUUAUCUGAAAUAAUAUUUUUCUGGGAUUUUAAAGAAAUAAAGUUCCAGAACUAACCCAUCCUCAACUGAUUGCCAGAGAAGCUAGUUCUGGGUAUGUAGUAGUUAAUGUUCUUCAUCAUGUUGGUAGAUGUGUGAUUUUGAGUCCCCAGGAAACAGUGCCCAGGUGCCCCACAGUGGUUGGACAGUGCAAAUGUAAGACACUUUGAUAGGAGACAGUUUUGCACAAAGAACAGAGAAUGGUUGCUCAUAUAAGUGAUCUGAAUUUUAAGAAAGUAGAACUGAUGGUUAUAAAUCUUAUCAUAGUCCAGCCCUGGACUGGACCUUUUGUAAGAAAUACACAACAAAGCAUAUGGUACAGCUAUAAACAGAAUAAUGCAUUAUAUGAAGUUGCAUAAAUACAGUUCAGGUUGUUACAGGGCUGACCCAAAUCAUCAUGAUAGGUCCAAGUAUAAGGUCUCAGGCUGGUAUCCAAUGUGACCUCUCAAGAGCCUAGAAGUAGGCUGGGCAUGGUGGCUCACACCUGUAAUCCCAGCACUUUGGGAAGCCGAGACAGGCAGAUCACCUGAGGUCAGGAGUUUGAGACCAGCAUGGCCAACAUGUCGAAACUCCAUCUCCACUGAAAAUACAAAAAUAAGCUGAGCGUGGUGGUGCAUACCUGUAGUCUCAGCUACUUGGGAGGCUGAGGCAGGGAGAAUCGCUUGAACCCGUGAGGCAAAGGUUGCAGUGAGCCAAGAUCAUGCCAUUGCACUUCAGCCUGGGUAACAGAGUGAGACUCCACCUCUGAAAAAACAAAAAACAAAAAAAGCCUAGAAGCAAAAGCCAGCACUUCAGUCCAGCCUGCUUUGCCCAGGUUUGUCAAGGAAAAAAUGUUACUUGGAUGAUGCUCUAUGCUUCUUCUUUGCCAAACAACUGUCUGCAGUAUUUCUACACAGAAGUCAGCAGAACAGAUAUGAUUAUGACAUAACAUCCAGGAUUCCCAUACAAAGCCUUUCUACUGGAAAUUGAUGCAAUAUUAGUACCUAAACUGGUAGCAGUUCUGUUUUACAUUCGUGAAAUGGGAUAAAUUUUAAGUCUUUUUGAUAGAAUCUAGUGAACAAAUAUGGGUUGAUAAUUUUAAAAUGUGAGUUAAUUCUGGUUUAAAGUUGCAGCCAAAAUAGAAGUUAGCUGUGAUUCAUUUGAAAUUAUGGGAACAUUCUGAGUGCUGAUAACAGAAGAGGGCAAUGAGUAUGACAGAAGCCAUAAUAUUUUGUUGAUACAAAGAAACAUUGGCUCUUUGAUAGAAGUUUCCAGGAGCAGCGGCAACAGUUAAAAAUUGGUGAAAGCUUGGGAGGCCAAGGCAGGUGGAUCACAAGUUCAGGAGAUCGAGACCUUCCCUGCCAACAUUGCGAAACCCCAUCUCUACUAAAUACAAAAAAUUAGGCUGGCAUGGUGGUGGGCGCCUGUAGUCACAGCUAUGCAGGAGGCUGAGACAGGAGAAUUGCUUGAACCUGGGAGGCAGGGGUUGCAGUAAGCUGAGAUUGCACCACUGCACCUAGCCUAGGCUACAAGAGUGAAACUCCAUCUCAAAAAAAAAAAAAGAAAAGAAAAGAAAAAGGAAAAGAAAAGCCAAAGGAAAAAAAAGAAUAAACAAAAAAAAUUGGUGAAAGCAAUGAACUUUCAUAUUAAAUUUAAUUUUCUCUUGCCUUGGUCUUGACUAUCAUACACAUAAACCUCAGGAGACUAGAAACGUUAGAAAAACCAUUAUUCUAUAAGAAAAUUACAACUAGCUAGGAGGAAUGAGUUCUGGUGUUUGCAGCACUGUGGGGUAAAUAUGGUUAAGUAUAAUUUAUUGUAGAUUUUCAGAAAGCUGGAAAGAGGACUUUGCAUGCUGCCAACACAAAGAAACAAUAAACGUUUGAGGUGAUGGAUUUGCCAAGUACCUUGAUUUGGUCAUUAUACAUCAUAUACAUGUAUGGAAAUAUCACUCUGUCUCCCAGAAAUAUGUGCAAUUAUUAAACGUCAACUAACACUAACAGGGAAGAAACAGUAUCGUAUGAAUCUAUUAAAAUAAUGCCCUUGUGGCCGGGCACAGUGGCUCACUCCUGUAAUCCCAACACUUUGGGAGGCCAAGGUGGGUGGAUUGCCUGAGCUCAGGAGUUCAAGACCAGCAUGGCCAACAUAGUGAAACCCUAUCUCUACUAAAAAUACAAAAAAUUAGCUGAGUGUGGUGGCGGGUACCUGUAAUCCCAGCUACUAGGGAGGCUGAGGCAGGAGAAUCGCUUGAACCAGGGAGGCAGAGGUUGCAGUGAGCUGAGAUGGUGCUAUUGCACUCCAGUCUGGGCAAUAAGAGCGAAACUCUGUCUUAAUAAAAAUAAUAAUGCCCUUAUUUUGUCUGAGCAGGAAGUGAAUAAUUUUGUCACGUUCUAGAGAAGCUAGAUCAUGACCUGGGCAUUGAAUGGUCAGGAGUGGCCCAGGGAAAAGAACCAGGGCAUGACCUGCAGGAAGAGAAAGCCAGGUUGUGAAGCCACAGGGAGGAGAAAUGGGAGCUGCGGUGGCAGCAGCAGGGACUGGGGCUGUCUGGCGAAGGCGUGAGAAAGUGGGAGUUAUGGCAGUGUCAAUGCUAGCUGUCCUGUCUGCCCACGUGCCAUGAGACAUAACUUCUCCUGGGCUAUGCCAAAUUUCAGUACUGCCUCAGGACUCCUUUCCUUGAUAUUUAUCCAAGAGACAGGAAAAUGCGUGUUCACAUCGUCUUGUACACUAAGGCUCCUAGCUGCUUUUUAUGUAAUAGCCAAAAAUGGAAAACAAUCUAGAAGCUGAAAACAGCCUACAUGUCUGGCAACAGGUGGUAGAUGGCCUGCGACUCAACAAUAAAAAGGGAUGGAUGGUUGUUGAACAGAGCAGCAGGGAAGCUGUCCAAGCCAUUAUGCUGAGCAAAACAAAGCUCCUCCCCUACCCACACUCCCAAAGCAAAGAGCAUGUGCUAUAUAAUUCCAUUUAUUUAUUUAUGUAUUUAUCUAUUUGAGACGGAUUCUUGCUCUGUUGCCCAGGCUGGAGUGUAGCAUCAUUGCCUCUCACUGCAACCUCUGCUUCCCGGGUUCAAGCAAUUCUCCUGCCUCAGCCUCCCAAAUAGCUGGGACUACAGGUGUGUGCUACCAUGCCAGGCUAACCUCUGUAGUUUUAGUAAAAAUGGGGUGUCACCAUGUUGGCCAGGCUGGUCUCAAACUCCUGACCUCAAGUGAACCACGCACCUCGGCCUCCCAAAGUUCUGGGAUUACAGGUAUGAGCCACUGCACCUGGCCUAUUUAUGUUUUAUUUUUUAGAGACAGGGUCUCUCACUCUGUCACCCAGGCUGGAGUAAAGUCAUGUGAUCACAGCUCAUUUUGUCCUUGACCUCCGAGGCUCAAGCAAUCCUCCUGCCCAACCUCCCCAGUAGCUAGGACUACAGGUGAGCACCACCACACUUGGCUAAUUUAAAAACAAUGUGUUUGUAGAAGCAGGGUCUCACUAUGCUGCCCAGGCCAUGCUACAUAAUUCUGUUUCUAUAAAACUAAAGAAGACGCAAACUAAUGUUUAGUGGAGACAACAGAUCAGUGGUUGUUUGGGGACAAAGUAGAGGGAAGGAUGGAUUACAAGCUGGCACAAGAAUUUUGGGGGUGACGGGAAAUGGGUAAAUUGUUUUGGUUUCAUGGACAGGUUUGUAUGUCAAAACACAGUGGACGCUUUAUGUACAGUUCAUUGUAGAAAAAAAAUUUAAACAAAGAUACCCCCACCCAAAUAAAAGAACAGGACCUGCUAGACAGUAAGUUCUUAAUAAAUGUCAGUUAGUAAGUUCUUAAUAAAUGUCAGUUAACAACAAUAAUAAUGGUAAGCACUAUGAUUAUGUCUAGUUUACAGAGUGGAAACUGAAGCCCAAAGAGGUCAAGUAACUUGCCCAAGGUCACACAGUCAGCUGGUGGUGUGUCCAGGACGCAGUCUAACUCUAAGACCUGAACUCCGUGGGAGGAAAAAGAGUGUGAAGGCAGGGCUAGGAGAAUGAGCAGGUCCAGAAAGAAGGUUCUAAGAGGCACCAUAUCAGAGGAGCAGCAAGGGGGACUGGAGGCCAGUGGGGAUGGGAGGAAGAGCUUCCACUGAGAGCAUUCCAUGGGUAUUUUGUAUCAAGUACAGAAACUUGCCUUUUCUCACUCAGUCAUUAAUUCACAUACCAUAAAAUUCAGCUAUUUGCCGAGCACAGUGGCUUACACCUGUAAAUUUCAGUACUUUGGGAGGCCAAGGUUGGUGGAUCACUGGAGGCCAGGAGUUUGAGACCAGCCUGGCCAACAUGGUGAAACCUUGUCUCUAUAAAAAAUACAAAAAUUAGCUGAGCGUGAUGGCACAUCCCUGUAAUCCCAGCUACUCCACAGGCUGAGGCAGGAGAAUUACUUGAACCCGGGAGGUGGGGGUUGCAGUGAGCCAGUAUUGCAUCACUGCACUCCAGCCUGGACAACACAGCAAGACUCUGUCCACCCUCCCCAAAAAUUACCUAUUUGAAGUACGCAAUUCAGUGGGUUUUAGUACAUUCCCAGGGUUGUGCAACCAUCACAAUUUAAUUUCACAGUGUUUUUGGAACUCCCCCAAAAACCUGUACCAAUCAGCUGUCACUCCCCAUCUUCCUCUUUCUCCCUUCCUUCUUCAGCCUUAGUUAGCCACAGAUCUAGUUUUCAUCACCAUAGACUUGCAUAUUCUGAACAUUUCAUAUGACUAGAAUCAUAUGAUAUGUGGUCUUUUCUGCCUGACAUCUUUCACUUAGUAUAAUGUUUUCAAGGUGCAUUGUAUUAUCAGUACCUUAUUUCUUUUACGGAUGGAGAAUAAUCUAUUGUAUGGAUAUACCACAUUUUGUUUAUCCAAUCAUCAGUUCAUGGCCAUGGGUUGCUCUCAUUUUUUGGUCAUUUUGAACAAUUCUGCUAUUCUCAAUCUGUUUUGUUUCAACAACUGAUGGUUAUUUUAACUGGUAAAGAGAGAGGCAGAUAUCAAUCACAGGCACAGAUGCCAUCUGAGCAUAUGGCUCUUUAUUUGCAGACCAUCUGGUUUAUUUUGUAUUUAAUACAAUAUGUGGGGACUCUUUUAAAAUAGUUUUCUGUGCAGUAAAGAACUUAGACUUAGGCUACAGUUAUCAGUGAUAGCGCUUCCUAGUUACUUGUAUUUAGGGAAAUUGUUUGCGAAGGUAUUGGUAACUUUUAUUGAGUACUUCCUAUUAGGUUGAUGUAUAUUUUCCAGUAUAAUUCUUACACUACUCUGUGUGUUAAGUAUUAUGAACCUUAAUGUAAAUGAGACUUCUGAGGCACAUGGACAUUAGCACCUACUGUGGUGCCUGCCUCCAGGUUCACCCACAGGUACAUACUGGCAGCUUCUUAUUUUAACCAUCAGUCUCUUUGCUUCUCAGCCUGAGGCUUUCUCAGACUGCCUGAAAAAUCCUUUAGCAGUGCUCAGGAACCUAAUCACUCCAGGGCAACCCUAAACAUGCUCAACUUUCCUUCUUCCUUCCAGAUGUUCUACAUGACAGGUCAGCAGAGUUUUGCUCUUAGGACCAGAGAGUAAAUAUUUUCAACUUUGUAGGCCAUACCGUCCCUGUCCCUGUAGCGACUAUUCAACUCUGCCAUUUUAGCAUGAAAGUAGCAAUAGAUGAUCCUAAAAGAUUGGGCUUGGCUGUGUUCCAAUAAAACUUUAUUUACAAAUAGUGGGUUGGAUUUGACCUGCUGGCGGUAGUUUUCUGAUGCCUAUUCUCCAUGAUUUCUUAGAAGAUUCCCAAUGGAGUUGAACCCCAGUUAAACUGAGGUAACCCAUUUAUUACCACAGCCUUUUUUACUGGCUUUUCUUUAUUCCCCGUGUCUUUAUUUACACACUUUAUUUUUGCUUGCUGGGAUCUCCAACCAGACAAACUCCCGGUACCAAAUUAUGCCUCUCAGUUUCUGUUUUUGGGGGAACCAAAUUGACAAACCAGGACAAUACGAUGUUACAGCAGGCUGAGAAUAUGCAUAUGAAGAGAUCAGAGGCUGUGGCGUGAGUCUGAGCCACAGCUCUAUACCUGAAUGACCCUGGGCAAAUAACUUCAUCUCUUCGUGCCUCAUUUUCCCCAUCUGUAAAAUGGGUAUUGUCACAGAACUCACUGCAAAAAGUUUUUAGGAGGAUUUUAUGUGUGAUAAAGCAUGCCUGAUAAUAGACAAUUUCUUAUUAUAAAGCAUAGAGACUUGUGAAUGGUUCAUGAAGUUUUUCAUUCAUUUAUGGAAAGAUCCUUUAUACCCUCUUUGCAAAAUAGAAAAAUAGGAUUGAGUUAACGGAUUUUUCAAAAAAUUCUUAAGACUUAAUUUUUUUAGAGCAGUUUUAGGUUCACAGCAAAAUUGAGAAGAGGCUAUACAUAUAUCCCAUAUCCUGUCCCCCAACACCCAGGCCCUGACAUGCACAGCCUCCCCAAAGGCAACAUGCCCCACCAGAGUGGUCCAUUUGUUACAACUGAUGAACCAACAUUGACACAUUGUUCUCACCCCAAAUUCAUAGUUUACAUUAGGGUUCGUUCUUGGCGAAUCCUGUCAGUAUUCACCUUAAUAUGUAUUCACUUUUUUUUGAGAUGGAGUUUCACUCUUCUUGCCCAGGCUGGAGUGUAGUGGUGCCACCGCAGCUCACUGGCAACCCUGGCGACCCCCACCUCCCGGGUUCAAGCGAUUCUCCUGCCUCAGCCUCCCAAGUAGCUUUUUUUUUUCCAGUAGAGACAGGGAUUCACCAUGUUGGCCAGGCUGGUCUUGAACUCCUGACCUCAGGUGAUCCACCCUCCUUGGCCUCCCAAAGUGCUGGGAUUACAGACAUGAGUCAUUGCUCCCUGCCUAGUCACCAUUUUUAAUUAUUUAUUGUGAGAAAUAUAAAUAGCUGAACAAUACAACAUAUUUUCCCCAGUUUGGCCUUGAUGAUUUGAAAAUACAUUGUCCUUUGUGUUCAAAAAACACAAAGCACAAAGAAUUCCUGUCCUUGGGGGCUAUUUACUGUAUACUGAACUAUUUAUGAAUGAAAUAUUAUAUCAGGAAUUGUUUUUAAAAAUGAUCUGUGGCAGGAGAAGUGCGUGUGGAUACCGAAACAAGAUUGGUCCUGAGUUGACACUGGUUGAAAUUGGGUGAUGGAAGCUGAGAGUUCAUUAUAAUAUACUCUCUACUUUCCUAUUUGUUUGAAAUUUCUCAUAAACGUAAGUGGUUAAAAAACACAUGGCCUCAGAAACUAUAAACAAAACACUGCUGCUAUAAGAACUGCAUUAUAGGAAGGAAGGAGGGGAAUUAUCUCCAGCUACGUCCUGGGGACCAACCACCCUAAUUCAUUAACAUAUCAGAACGACAGCCUCUUUUUUAUUCUUGAGUAUGCCCAAGACCUUCUGCAAGAUUUCUCUUCUGUGGUCGCAGCAGGGUAAGGAGCCUUGUGACACUCAGCUAGGGAACAGGAGAUGGGGCAACACUCAGCCAGGUUAGGAAAGUGGAUCCUCAAUAUUUGAAAAAAGUGGAUCCACCGGGAGCAGUGGCUCAUGCCUGUAAUCUCAGCACUUUGGGAGGCCGAGGCAGGUGGAUCAUGAGGUCAGUAGUUCAAGACCAGCCUGGCCAUGAUAGUGAAACCCUGUCUCUACUAAAAGACAAAAAUUAGCUGGGCGUGGUGGCAUGCACCUGUCAUCCCAGCUACUUGGGAGGCCGAGGCAGACAAUUGUUUGAACCCAGAGAUGGAGGUUGCAGUGAGCCGAGAUUGCACCACUGCACUCCAGCCUGGUCACAGAGUGAGACUCUGCCUCAAAGAAAAAAAAUUGAAAAGGACAUUCAAAACAACAUUUGAAAGAAGUCAGAGUGAUCAGUAAGAAACUUAGGAUCUAGAAAAUGGUUAUAGUGUUUAUCCAGAAGAAUGAACGCUGAAGAUCUGCAGAGAGGCCAGUGUUUGCCCAGAGGAGAAAUCAUUCAGAUAUGAUUUUCAGCUAUUAGAAUAUUGACACGGAGCUCAGGUGAUAAUGGAUAUGUACUUCUACCAUGUCCCUCCCCGAGACUGUACAAAUCUAUAUACAGACACCUAUGAGUUCUCAGGCUGUGUAUAAACCUUUCGCUGUAUUACAAUGCUCAUCAUCACUGUAGGGGACCUUCGCAGGAGCUGGGGGGGAAGGUGAGGAAGAAGGCCCCGCCUGGAAAGCAACAGGGAACCACCAGUGUCAGCAAAGUGAAGCUUGUUGCAAGGCCUGCAGUCAUAUGAACCCAACAGCUUUUAGUUCAUCCCAGUGGCCCUUAGACUAUUCAUCCUUUGACUUCACAUGUGCUUUGAAAUUUUGUUGUGAUCUUUGCUGAGUCAGUGUGGAAGUCACAGGAUAGGUUUUAGAUUUUUUACUUUUCAGCCUGUGAUUUAAAGUUCUGAUGACUUGGGGAAAGGGCUGAUCAUCUUGUGCUAAAUCACUGAUGGAAUUUAAAUUAAAAUCUCCAUCUCCCAAUCAACCCAAAUGUCCAUCAAUGACAGACUGGAUAAAGAAAAUGUGGUACACAUACACCAUGGAAUACCAUGCAGCCAUAAAAAGAAACGAGAUCAUGUCCUUUGCAGGGACAUGGGUGGAGCUGGAAGCAUCAUCCUCAGCAAACUGACUCAGAAACAGGAAACCAAACACUGCAUGUUCUCACUUAUAAGUGGGAGCUGAAUAAUGAGAACAUGUGGACACAGGGAGGGGAACAACACAUGCUGGUGCCUGUGUGGGGGUGGGAUGAGGGGAGGGAAAGCAUUGAGAAAAACUGCUAAUGCAUGCUAAUAUCUAGAUGAUGGGUUGAUAGGUGCAGCAAACCACCGUGGGACACGUUUACCUAUGUGACAAACCUGCACAUCCUGCACAUGUACCCUGGAACUUAAAAAUAAAAAUUUUCAAAAAGGGAAAAAUAAAAUGUCUAUCUCUUAAGUCCUGGUUUUUUAAAAUUAUCCCACAUGGCCUUGUCAUUUGCACAGAUUAUGUGAUGGUUUUGAGUUGAUUGGGGCUGCAGAAAAAUUGUGCUAAUUUACAGUGAAAAUUAAAUCAAGACAUUUGAUUGACAAUGUGUGAUCAUCAUUGUGCAUGGCUAGAUGUGCUGGUUGGUGACGUGCUUUUGGACAUCCGUUUACUGUCUCAGCUGCAGUAACUGGAACCACAUGCAUUACCUCCUUUCCUCCCCCACUCUGCCAUGCAGACAUAGUUUGCAUUCAGAGUCAGUACUUUGGUGCCUUUUCUGACAAGUUUCGGUUGAAAGCAUGAAUGCUAAAUUUUGGAAUAUUAAUGAACUAGAACCAAGUAGGAAUUUCUUGGACAGAUAAGAGAGAAAUGGUGUUUUUAAUCUGAAGUGAUCCUGAGUAAUUCUUCUGAGCUCAGUUUUUAUUUCAUUAUUUUAUUUCUCAUUUAUUUUUUUUUUAAUUGUACUUUAAGCUCAUCCUGCAGGGUUGCUGCAUAGGUACACACUUGCUAUGGUGGUUUGCAGUCUCCGUCCCUGUCCCCGUGGCCUACAUCAGGCAUUUCUCCCAGUGUUUUCCCUCCCCGGCCUCCCCGACCAGCUGCUGUCCCUCCCUGACACCCACUGUCCCUCCCCUAGACCCCCACCCACCCCAGUGUGGGAUGUUCUCCUCCCAGUGUCCACGUGUUCUCACUGUUCAACACCACCUAUGAGUGAGAAAAUGCAGUGUUUGGUUUUCUGUUCUUGUGUCAGUUUCCGAGCUCAGUUUUUAACUGACACAUCUGAACAUCAGACUUUAUUAAAAACGUGUUCAAAGUGUCAUGUGCAAUGAAAGCUUCAUCAAGGAGAGGCACCUGAGUGUCAUUACUGGUAAUAGAAUCCUGUUCCUGUAGUUUUUAAUUCCCACACUACUGAAAUGAAACACAACCGGUUAUAUAGCAUAAUAUGUAAAAUCUACCUGGGAAUUCAAUCAUUUUGCAAUUAAGUUUGAGGUCUUUUAAAAUCAUUUUGUCUAUAAAACAUGGCACUUUAUCUGUUUAAUCAUGACUCGAAUAAGAGACAGGAGAAAACAUACCUGGGAAAACACAAAUGAUUGAUGAGUGGAAAGUGACUAAGGUUGAUGUGUUGAAUGGUGGUAAAUUCUACAAAAUCUUAGAGCUCCUUCAAGGGAGGGAUAAACAUAAGCCAUGCCUGGGAGACAAUUUGUAUAUUUUGAGUAGUUUGGACGGUUACUGUGGUUAGUUUGGUAUGUGAGAAAGGACAGUAGAAAACAAGAUGAGCUCAGCUAAAAGUAAUAGAGCGCCCAGUUUACAGUGGCUCCUAUCUCAUUUCUCAUUUUGACAUCCUUAGCAACAUCGCCUUGGAGCCCGUUAUUUAUGUAGAUUCUCAGGCACCACCUCAGCCCUGCAAAAUCAGAAUUUCCAUUGUAAGGAGAUUCCCAAGAGAUUCACUGGCCCAUUAAAGUCUGGUCUAGAAAAUAAAGAUAGAGAUAUUUCCAUGAAUAAGGGUCUGAAUGCAAUCAGUUUCAAGGUGGCUGCAUCUAGACCAUCAAUAAUAGGCUUUUGUUUCAUUCCACUUCACAAUCCUUAGCACGUGGACUUUGCCUUUAGUUGCGCGGCCUCGGGAUUCCAAAGUGGCUGCUGUGUCUCCUCGGACCAGUGAGUUCCAGGCAGGAAGGGAGGGGCAGACGUCUUCUAAUAUCUCAUCGGCCAGACCUGGGUCACAUGUUUUUGUGUUUUUUUUUUAACCUUUCUUAUGGUACUGAAGGUGUUGACUUUUAGACGACUCACUUGGGAUGAUAAAAGGAUUAGCAUUACUAAUUUAAACCCUUCAUUUAUUCAUUAAAAAAAAAUUGCCUACUAUGUGCCAACUCAUGAGCAUUCCAUGGAGCUAAAGCUGAGAUCACGGGUCUCUUGUCUAUUGCCUGAACAAAAUUAGGGUUAUUUUAGUCAAGAGGAAAUGAGGGAAUCCUUAUUAGGUGGAAUCAAUAUUAGCCACAGGUAGGUUGAGGCCAGAUUUGGAAGGGUCUUCAAACUCAUGCCAAGAAUGGACUGAGACCAGUGAGGAGACCUUUAAGGUGAUUCAAGUAAGAGAUGAUGAGGACCAGCUCAGGACAAUUGUGGCUGCUUUGGAGGAAGGGAUGCGUCGAAAGUCUGCUCUGAGGUGAAAGUCCCUCCUUAGUGAUAAUAUAUGUGGGCAAUGAAGAGGAGGGAUGACUCAUUGAAACUCUGAUGGGAUCCUUCACUCAGCUGUCUAAGACCACUUGACUUAAGAAAAAAAAAUCUAUGUAUCGUUAUGACUCUUAGCAGUGGAUUUAUUUGUUUUUAUUUAUUUAUUUUUUUUUUUGAGACAGAGUCUCACUCUGUCGUCCAGGCUGGAGUGCAGUGGUGUGAUCUUGGCUCACUUAGCAGUAGAUUUUUUAAAACUCCAUGUGUUUAACACAUAAACAAUCGGGUGAAACCACGCUCUGUAAUCUAGGUUUUCCACCUAAUGUGUCAUGAACCAAUUUGUCAGUUCAUGUAGAACUGUCUCAUCUUUCUUUAACUCAGUUUUUAUUUGAAAAAUGUUGCAAAACAUAAGCAAGUUAAAAACCAUGUACAGUAUGAUAAAUUUAACAAACUAUAAAAAGUAAAAAAAGAAAUCAUCCCUUCCUUUUAUUUCUGGAACAUGUGUCUCCCCCAGUUUUCCCAAAGGUAACACAGACUUAGUAAGAGAUUCCCAUGAACUACACAUACAUACCUCUCUAUGUGUAAACAGUUGUCCCUCAGUGUGCAUGGGGACAAGGGGGUUGGUUCUAUGACCCUGUGGAUACCAAAAUCCAUGGAUGCUCAAGCCCCUGAUAGAAAGUGACAUAGUGUUUGCCUAUAACCUGUGCACACUCUCUCAUAUACUUUAAAUCAUCUCUAGAUUACUUAUGCUACUCAAUACAGGGUAAAUGCUGCAUACAUAGUGUUAUAUUGUUUUGUUUAGGGAAUAGUGACAAGAAAAGAUGUCUGUGUGUGUUCAGUACAGACACAACCGUCCUUUAUUUUUUUCCAAAUAUUUACAAUCCAUGGUUGGUUGAAUCCACAAAUGCAGAACCCAUGGAUAAAGAGGGUCAACUGUGUAUAAAUGACAAUGUGUUACAAUGCACAGUUUCCACUGUUGCUCUUUUUUACAAAACCUCUGCCCUUAUUCGUGAUGAGCACCUGUGGUCCAAGAAUCAGCAUUGUUUAAGAGAGCUUUACCUCAAAGUGUACGCUUUUCAUUUUUAUAUUUGCAUAUAGAUUAUAAUACAUAUCAUCUGGGCUUGUUGUGAUAUCUCAUGCCCGCAAUCCCAGCACUUUGGGAGUCUAAGGUGGAAGGAUCACUUGCAUCCAGGAGUUUGAAACCAGCCUGGGCAACAUAGUGAGAUCUUGUCUCUAUUUAAAAAAGAAAAAUAAAUAAAUAAAUACCUUCCCCCCCAAAAUACAUAUAAUCUGCUUUAAAUAAACUUUUUUUUUUGAAACGAUGUCUCUCUGUCACUCAGGCCUGAGUACAGUGGCACAAUCUAGGCUUACUGCAACCUCUGCCUCCCAGGUUCAAGCCAUGCUCCCACCUCAGCCUCCUGAGUAGCUGGAAUGAUAACCAGCUAAGUUUUGUUUCUUGUAGAGAUGGGGGUCUCUACAAGAGACCCCAGGCCUAUGUUGCCCAGGCUGGUCUCUAACUCUGGGACUCAAGCAAUCACCUGCCUCAGCCUCCCAAAGUGUUGAGACUAUAGGCAUGAACCACUGCGCCAGUCUUAAUGAACUUCUAAUACACUAUGCCAUUUAAAAAUUUCAUUCAUCGUCUGACUCUUUCUUCACUAGGAUAUAAGUUUCCUGAGGGCAGGGGGUUUUGUUUUGCUCACAGAUGUAUCACCACAGACUAGGUAGUACCUGGCCCCAAGUGGGUGCUCAAUAUAUAUUGAAUAUGAAAUGAAUAAACUUCUAGCAGAUUAUCCUCAUUGUGCUUAAAAUGACCAAAUGGCUUUUCCCUGUACUUCCAUUCUGUCUUUUCCCCUUGAUCUCAUGUGGUGUGCUCAGGGAGGCCAACUAAUGUUAGUAUUAACUUAAGAAAAGAGGAGUGUAACCGGGCACAGUGGCUGACACCUGUAAUCCCAGCACUUUGGGAGGCCAAGGUGGGCAGAUCACUUGAGGUCAGGAGUUCGAGACCAGCCUGGCCAAUGUAGUGAAACCCUAACUCUUCUAAAAAUUAGCUGGGCAUGGUGCAGCAUGCCUGUAGUCUCAGCUACUUGGGAGCCUGAGGCAUGAGAAUCACUUGAACCCGGGAGGUAGAGGAUGCAGUGAGCAGAGAUUGCACCAAUGCACUCCAGCCUGGGAGACAGAGCAAGACUCCAUCACACACACACACACACACACACACACACACACAAAGUGAAGUGUAGAAACAAAUUUCCCCAAAGAAGCCACUGAUGUAUGCCAUGGUGAAACUUAAAGGAUUACUCUUAUCUGGCCUUGGGGAUUAUCUGCACCAUGGCCUCCAUCCCCUUACACGAAGGAUCAAGCUAACCACAUAAACAUUUAGACUCCCUGCAUGAUCUGGGAGAACAUAAGCCGCUGAUGAGUUUGUAUAAUACCCACAGCCACAGUUACACAAUGUGGCAGGCAUAGCCCUUCCGUUCCGAAAGAAGGAAAGAGAAAAAUAUAUGAUACAUGAUACUCUGUAUGUUUUCAUUCUUCACAAUCAUUAAAGAUAUAAAUAACACUACUUUUUUAGAGAAAAGGAAUUUAUCUGUUGACAGGAAUAUAUAUUGCUGGGCAUGGUGGCUCAUGCCUGUAAUCUUAAGACUUUGGGAAGCCAAGGCAGGAGGAUCUCUUGAGGCCAGGAGUUCAAGACCAGUGUGAGCAACACAGCAAGACCCCUCUCUACAAAAUAUGAAAAGAUUAGCUGGACAUGGGGGUGCGUGUCUUUAGUUCUAGGUACUCAGGAGGUUGAGGUGGGAGGAUUGCCUGAGCCCAGGAGUUCGAGGCUUCAGUGAACUAUGAUCACACCACUGCACUCCAGCCUUGGCAAAGGAGCAAGGUCCUAUCUCUUAAAAAAAUAAUAAAUAAAAUAAUAAUAAUAAUAAAUAAUAGAGAAAGGGAAGAGAGUUGAGAUUCCAGAACAGUCUUUCUGACUCCAAACUCCAAUUUAUUUUUAUUCUACACCACUUUUUCAUAAAAGUACAGAACAAAUUGUUUGAUGUUUUUCUUAUUGUUCAUUAUUACUUUUUAAAAGGUCAAUUCUGACAUUUGAUUUACAUUUCCUGACAAACUACAUAUCAUUUUCCUCCCUCCCUUCCGUCUUUCCUUCCUUUUAUUCUUCCAUUUAUAAUGCAACAGAUGAUAGUUUGUCAUGGUGUCCUGUAGGUCGUGUAUUUUACUUUACAAUGCCAGAUAAAAUUAUCAGCAGCCACUUGUGGAAAGCUUCUCCGGAAAAUAUUGCUUCAACCAUACUUAUUUGUUUCUUAAAAUGCUAUUUUUGCUGAUCUCCGCUUAAACAACAGAAACACAGAUGGCUACAGUUACUGGAUUUGCUGUCAGUUUUUAUGCCCCUUUUCUCAUACACACUUUUGGCGAUCAAGUUUACUUUCAAAAACAUAUGCUAAGAAUAGUAACAAAUUUUUCAGACUUGAAGUUGUCUAGGAAAAAAGUAUGCUCCACUUUAAGAAAGAGUCUACAAAUUCAACAAAGCAGAUUCAUCUCCUAGAAACCCGUUCUCCGAGCAGGCCGUUUUCAUCUCUACCCAAUAAACACCAGAUUCCUCAGCUUGGCAGUCAAGAACCUUGACCAUAUCUAGUCUCAGAUGAUUCUUUGUACUUUUUCUCCUGAUUCCAAGCUACUGUACUCUAUUUUCCAGCAAAAUGGGUCUGUUUAUUUCCCCCAUGUCCACGCUUACCUGUUUUGCUCAUUGCUGUUUCUUUUGCCUGGGGAGAUUUCCUUUUCUCUAAGCAUUCCAUUUCUCCCAGCUCAAAGGCCACCUCCUCCAGAAAGCGUUCCUGGGUUAUAUUUGCUUUCACACUACUAGACAUAAUUGGUCUUUAUUUGUCCCUUCUUUAGGACACAUAUGCUACAUCUUUUGCUUUAAUUACGUCUGCCCCAAUUUAGAGAACCAUUAGAAGCUAUUAAUAAAACAAUGAAUGUGCCAGAACAGUUGAAAGAAGGUAUUUAACAGUAAUUCCUGCUAAUGGUAUAAUGAGACAUGAUUGCAGACAGUGGCCUGCAAACAUUUUUUAAAAUUCGCCUACCAGCUGGGCGUAGUAACUCAUACCCGUAAUCCCAACUCUUUGGUAGGCCAAGGCAGGCAGAUCACAAAGUCAGGAGUUCGAGACCAGCCUGGCCAACAUAGUGAAACUCCGUCUCUGAUAAAAAUACAGAAUAAUUAUUCAGGAGUGGUGGCCGGUGCCUGCAAUCCUGCUGAGGCAGGAGAAUCACUUGAACCCAGGAGGCGGAGGUUGCAGUGAGCCGAGAUUGUGCCAUUGCACUCCAACCAGGCAACCGUGCAAGACUGUCUUAAAAAUAAAAAAUAAAAAAAAGUUGCCUACCAUAGUGUUUGAAAGAAAAACAAUUCAAUUGGAAUGCUUGUAUAUUGGCACACACAUUCUACCCCACCAGUUUCCCUGGUCCCCAUUGCCCUUAUACUGGCACUUCACAUAUUUACAUUCCUUGACUGACCCUGGGUGGCACUUGAGUUUACAAGCUCCAUGUAGAGGUUACAUUAAUCGUUUGAUACACUAGGUCCAAAUCAUGGCUCUGUGUUACUUUCUAGCUAGCUGUCUCAAGUUAAGAGCAAGACUGUUGGCCGGGCGCGGUGGCUCAAGCCCGUAAUCCCAGCACUUUGCGAGGCCGAGGCGGGUGGAUCACGAGGUCGGCAGAUCGAGACCAUCCUGGUCAACAUGGUGAAACCCCGUCUCUACUAAAAAUACAAAAAAUUAGCUGGGAAUGGUGGUGCGUGCCUGUAAUCCCGGCUACUCACGAGGCUGAGGCAGGAGAAUUGCCUGAACCCAGGAGGCGGAGGUUGCGGUGAGCCGAGAUCGCGCCAUUGCACUCCAGCGUGGGUAACAAAAGCGAAACUCCAUCUCAAAAAAUAAAAAUAAAUAAAUAAAGAGCAAGACUUCUAAUGAUAUCUGUGAAUGGUGCUUUGUAUUAGAGGUGGCCUUAUGCAAAUAAACAGGUGCAGUUGACCCUUGAAACAUGUGAAGUUUAGGAGUGGCAAUCACCUGCACAGUCAAAAAUCCACCUAUAAAUUGGGUGCAGUGGUUCCCUCCUGUAAUUCCAGCACUUUGGGAGGCUGAGGUAGGUGGAUCCACCUGAGGUUAGGAAUUCAAGACCAGCCUGGCCAACAUGGUGAAAUCCCGUCUCUACUACAAAUAAAAAAAUUAGCCAGGUGUGGUGGUGGGAGCCUGUAAUCCCAGCUUCUUGGGAGGCUAAGGCAGGAGAAUGGCUUGAAUUCAGGAGGCAGAGGUUUCAGUGAGCCAAGAUCGCACCACUGCCCUCUAGUCUGGGCAACAAGAGAGUAAAACUACGUCUAAAAAAGAAAGAAAGAAAGAAAAGAAAAGAAAGAAAGAAAAGAAAAUCCACCUGUAACCUCUGACUCCCAAAAAACUUAAUAGUCUUCUGUUGACCUUACCAAUAACACGGUUGACUAACAUAUAUUUUGUAUGUUAUAUGUAUUAUAUUCUGCAUUCUCACAGAAGAAAAGAAAACAUUAAGAAAAAUUAUUAAAAAGAGAACAUUAUUUAUUAAGUAGAAAUAGAUCUUCAUAAGGGUCUUCACCCUCAUUGUCUGCCCAUUAAGUAUUCUGAGGAGGAGGAAGAGAAGGAGUUGCUCUUGCAGUCUCAGAGGUGGCAGCGCCAGAAAAAAAUCUGAGAAUAAGUGGAUCCAUGCAGCUCAAUCCUGUAUUGUUCAAGACUCGACUGUAUAUUUUUCAUACGGGCUCAAACACAUACACACAUAUGGCCAUGAGUCAAAGAUUCAUAGAAUGAAUUAGACAACAAGGAUAUUUAUUACUGAAUUGAAAUGGCUGACUGCAAAACUGCCCUCAACUUAUCUCUAGGCCUUAGAAACAGAAGUGACCCUUUGCUGCUAUGACUCAAUAGCCUGGCCUAGAUUGGGGUUGGGUUGGCAGAGGUAUGUAGUCUUCGCUUCAGUGAAGUAUUCCUGCUCAAGCAGUCAUCACUAGUAGUCACGUUGCUCAGACAGGGCCUCCCAGCUCUCCCCACCACUGUUUGCUGGAUUUAUACCGCCGGUAGAUCAGAGCUGGCAAAAGGGAUAAAUCAGGAUGAAACAUUUGGGCACUUUGCAGUUUAGAGGAACUUUGGGGGUGCUGCUUUAGUAAAAAACGGAAGACUUGCAUUUAUUAAAGGUUAGUAAGAAGUGAAAUCAUGUUUGCAAAAGUACAUUAUAAAUUAGAAAAUACAAUAAAGGCAGAAACUAUUUAUUUAUUGGUUGUUCUGCACUUUACCUAAGUGGUUUUUGAUCAUUUCACAAUGUGUAGGGUUGAGUUUUACCUUCAUUUUAUGGAUGUGGAAAUAGGACUUGGAUGUUAGGUAACUUGCCUAAAUCUCUCAGGUGUUCCUGAGGUUCCGGGUCUGUCUGACCUCAGGCCUAUACUCUUUGUAUGAGUUCAUGCUGACUCCCAGAUGACAUGCUAGGCACGUAAAUUAGAUAUUACACCAAUUUCCACUAUAGUUAGCAUUCUAUCUAAAUAUAAAGUGAGACCACAGUCUUAGGUGAAUGUGGCUAUUGAGAGCAGCAAUAAUCUAGAAUGGCUACUCUGAUCUAUGUCGAUAAGGAUGGAGACCCAGGCACUGGUGUGGCUGCUAAGGACGGGCUAAAGCGACCUUCAAUCAAAGCCUUAGAUGGGAGAUCUCAAGUUUUAACACCAUGUUUUGGCAAAACAUUCGAUGCUCCACCAGCCUUACCUAAAGCCACCAGAAAGGCUUUGGGAACUGUCAAAAGAACAACAGAAAAAUCAGUAAAGACCAGUGGACCCAGCACACAAAAACAGCCAAGGUUUUCUGCCCAAAAGAUGACCAAGAAGACUGUUAAAGCAAAAAGCUCUGUUCCUGACUCAGAUGAUGCCUGUUUUGAAAUAGAAAAAUUCUUUCUCUUCAAUCCUCUAGACGUUGAGAGUUCUGACCUGCCUGAAGAGCACCAGAUUGCACACCUCCCCUAGAGUGGAGUGCCUCUCAUGAUUCUUGGUGAGGAGAGAGAGCUUGAAAGCCUGGUUCCUGGGCCCCCAUCACUGGUGAACAUGCCCUUUCCACCAUGGGAAUCCCAUCUUGCGGUCUCCUUCAAGCAUUCUGUUGACCCUGGAUGUUGAAUUGCCAGCUGUUUGCUAUAACAUAUUUAAAUGUCUUAGUGCUUUAGAGUUUGUGUGUAAUUGUAUUAACAAAGAAAUCUUUGUUUAACAACAAAAUAAAUGAAUAAAUAUAAAGUGGGUCAUAUUCCCCUUUAUAUGCAUCUGUCUUAGCUGUUCCUUACUUCUAUAUUCCUUCCAUGCUAAGGCCCCUACUCUUUGGGGAUAUGUCGACAUGAUUUACUUCUGUAGAGAAACAGGAGACCGGAUAUAGCAAAGGAUAAAGGAGAAGAGUCCAGGGUCAGGUCAAGAACUUCCUACAUCUUUUCUUCCCAGCCAAGUGUGAGCCAGAUGAAAGCCUUAAGGAGGGCCUAGCAGCAAAGGGAGAUAAGUAAAGAAGAAUGGGAAUUUUGUAGAAUGCUAAAAAAAAAAAUAGGGAACAUAUUUGCAGCUAGGACUAACAUGGAUUAUCUUGAUUAUCUUCAAAUAUCUAUAUGGCUAAGUAAUAUUCAUGAAAUCCCAUGUCUUAUGCUUCUCAUGUCUUAUAGCUUAAGCACUUUUAUGUCCAUGCCUUGAAUUCUGUACAAAGCUUUGAUAGAGUCACAGAUGACUGGUGUCGAUCCAGAUCUCCUGAGAGGCUUCAGGGGUUCCUCUGUGGUCCCUGAAUUCUAGGACGUAGUGAGCUUCCUAGACCAGCAGCUGCUAUUCAUUACACGUAUUAGUGGUUUUGCUCUUGCUAUGGAAAGUGGGUGGCAGUUAUGUCUCUGAAUAUGUUAUUCCACAAAAAGCCAACUGGAUAUGGCUAUUUAAGAAUCAUCAAAGCCCAUGACAGGCCAAAGUUUCUAAAUCCCUCCUCAAUCAAAGGAUGCCCUCAGAACUGGCCAACAGAAAAGAUGCAAGGUCUCACUCCUAGGCUGUCCUACUGUUCCUUAGAGAAGAGUUACGAUUUUGUGAUCUGUUGCACUCCAUUUUGUUUUUUGCUUUGAUGCUAUUUUAAAACUGGAGGUUGGUUAAGUUUAAAAUUUCAAGACAAAGCAUAAAAUAUUUGAGAAGUUACUUGUACAUUUCCUGUCUCCCCCACUAAACUGUGAGCCCCAUGAGGGCAGGGCCCAUCUCGUGUUGUUCAUUAUGGUGUCCAAGUACUUCCCCUUUCCCUGGAGCUGUUGCUAUGGUGGGCUGCUCUAAGUAAUCUUUGUCUUGGGUCAGUAGCCACUCAGGUCAAGGAUGAACUUCCAUUAGGUGUGGGCAUAAGUUCCUACUCAGCCAUUGUCCUCUUCACUGGAAGAACUAAAUUUUGUCUGUUAAAGAGGACAUCAUAUUGUGCAAAUGGUAGGACCUCAUUCCCUGUAAGAUUUAUAUCUCUGCAUUUUGAACUCAAUCACCAUAGGCGUAUUCCAUGGCAAGACAGGAAGUAUUACUGGAGUCAGACUCCCUGGGUCCUAACCCCGCUUCCUCUAUUUAAUGGCUACGCAACCUUGGGCAAGUUGGUAACGUCACAAAUUUUACCUCGUAAAGCUGUUGAUAGAGACACUAAACAUGUUUAAAUUUCUAAAUGUUUAGUGCUACAUGUAUGUACAGUUAUUAGCAUAGCAAGCAUCUAAAUGAUAUCAGAGUAGAAACUCAAUAAAUAUUUGUUGGAUGAAUAACCUCUCAAACUUCAGUUUCAUCAGCUGUAAAUACACAGGUUUAGCUAUAUGAUAUUUUUUCAGUUCUAAUAUCCUGUGGACUUACAUUAGUAAUUAUAAUUUUUUAUCCUUAGUAAUUUUUUCAGGAUUACUAUGAGGAUAAGUAGUCAAAUUCUAAACUGAAAUAACUCAAGUGAAUUGAAUAAAAACUUGGAUUAAAAAAAGAAAGUGUUUUAGAAAUCACCAUUUAAGUCCAAUGAUGAGAUGAUAGUCUUUGAUUUAAAGUGUGUCUGUGGUCAGCCCAGGGAAAUAGUGUACAGCUUCUCUAGAGCACUUUAAAAUCUUCGUUACAGUCAGUUUAAGUAUUUCCUUGGCAAUAAACAUCAACUCUUUUUCUGACACCUCUUUGCAUAUGAUGGCCUUGGCAUGAGACAUGAAACCAUUAAGAAAAUACAAGCCAGAUCCUCUGCUAUGGUCCAAUAAUAAAAUAAAUAAUAAAAAAUUAUUUAGUUGAAGCUGUGCAUAUUUAUUAGCUUAUAAUCAAUUUUAAACUGACUCACUAAAAGUACUGUAUGAGGCCAUUCUUGUAUUGCUAUAAAGAAAAACCGAAGACUGGAUAAUUUAUAAAGAAAAGAGGUUUAAUUGGCUCACAGUUCUGCAGACUGUACAGGAAGCGUAACACUGGCAUCUGCUGGGCUUCUGGGGAGACCUCACAAAGCUUCUAGUCAUGGUGGAAGGCCAAGGAGGAGCAGGCACCUUACAUGGCAGAACAGGAGCAAGAAAGAGUUGAGAUGGGGGCGGGAACAGGUGCAUUGGCCCAUGCCUGUAAUCCCAGCACUUUGAGAUGUCCAGGCUGGUGGAUCCCUUGAGGCCAGGAGUUCAAGACCAGACUGGCCAACAUGGUAAAACCCUGUCUCUACUAAAAAUACAAAAAUUAGCCAGGCAUGGUGGCGCACGCCUGUAAUCCCAGCUACUCAUUGAGUAGCCUGUGCCAGAAGAAUCACUUGAGCCUGAGAGAUAGAGGUUGCAGUGAGCAAGAUCAUGCCACUGCACUCCAGCCUGGGUGACAGAAUGAGAUUCCGUGUCAAAAAAAUACCCAUCUAUGGCCGGGUGCGGUGGCUCACACCUGUAAUCCCAGCACUUUGGGAGGCCGAGGCGGGUGGAUCAUGAGGUCAAGAGAUCGAGACCAUCCUGGUUAACAAGGUGAAACCCCGUCUCUACUAAAAAUACAAAAAUUAGCUGGGCAUGGUGGUGCGCACCUGUAGUCCCAGCUACUCGGGAGGCAGAGGCAGGAGAAUUGCUUGAACCCAGGAGGCAGAGGUUGCGGUGAGCCGAGAUCGUGCCAUUGCACUCCAGCCUGGGUAACAACAGCAAAACUCUGUCUCAAAAAAAAAAAAAAAAAAAAAUACCCAUCUAUGUACCUGUGUACAAAAUAUCUGAAACAGCUGCUAAGACUGUGUAGUAACCACAUGGAUAUCUGUCAUAUUAUGCUAUAAAUGUUUUGGAAAGAAUAAUUUUUAAGAUCCUAAGAAACAAGAAUACUGUAAUGAAAAAUCCAAUAUCAGACUCUACUCUCUUGCAGAUUAGAAAUAUUAUCUCUGCUCUUUCCCCACUAAUGGCUCAUUUGUACUUGCCUUUUGGGUACCAGCUUAAAGCACCAGGCUGACUAUAGGGUCCCUGAUGUUGGUUAGGGCCUCCUCUGUCAGCUUUCCUAACACCCUCUCUAUUCCUUCUCACUGCACUUAUCACCCAGUUGUGCUGUUUCCUGUUUACUUGCUGUAUGGGCCUGCUGUACCAUUACACGUCCCUCUAGGGGCAGGUGGCUUGCUUACUGUAGCAUUCCUAAGGACUGGUAGGGGAUAUUGAGUAGGUGAAUGAAUUACUGCAAUGGCUACUGCAAUGGCUUAAGUUCAGUGCUCUGCACACACAUGGGCCAGGGCUGGAUAUGUGAAAUUACCACUUGAUGAAAUUAGUUAAAGGAGCAUUUAUUGGCACAGAGAGGCUGUGUGCCCCUUUCUUGGAGUCCCCUAGGCUUCAGUGCAUGCCCCACAGUCUCGCAGUUGGAAAGGAGGGUUGGGGUGCUGUGCUUCAUGUAAGGUGAUUCUAAACCUUGUGCUAGACCCACUGACACAUCCAACUGGAGACUCAGGUUCCCAUUAGGCUGUGGCCAGAGCCAAGUCCCCUGCCACUGAAUUUCCUAGUUACUGAGAGGUGAGGGUUUUCCUGUCCACUAGCCAGACCAGUUUUUCACAGAGAGGACCAAUGUGCCUGACUUCCCCAGACGUGGCUGAGAAGCUCCUGCUUUGUCCUGGGUUCAGGUGGAGUUUGGCGUGCUGGCUCCAGCAUAGGCUGAAUGGGGACAAGGGGCAGGGGGCUGCUUACUGCAGGUCUCACCUUCUUAUUGGCCCCUGGCCUGGCUGUACUGUUGAGAAGGUCCCUGCUGCCUCAGACUCCACAAGAAUUUGCUUCCUUUCUCUCUUCCUUCCUACCUCAUUCAUUCAUUUGUUCUUUAGGAUCUGCUGCCAUUUCAAGUCCAUUUGUAUCUCAUCUAGCUAGCAUCAGCUCCCAGCCUCAUGAAAAAGGCCAAGCUCAGCUGGGUGUGGUGGCUCAGGCCUGUAAUCCCAGCACUUUGGGAGGCCGAGGUGGGCCUGAGUUUGGGAGUUUGUGACCAGCCUGACCAACAUGGAGAAAUCCUGUCUUUGCUAAACAUACAAAAUUAGCCAGGUGUGGUGGUGCGUGCCUGUAAUCCCAGCUACUUGGGAGGCUGAGGCAGGAGAAUUGGUUGAACCUGGGAGGCGGAGUUUGUGGUGAGCUGAGAUCACGCCAUUGCACUCCAGACUGGGCAAGAAGAGCAAAACUCCGUCUCAAAAAAAAAAAAAGGCAGAAAAGAAAAAGGCCAAGCUGUUUCCCUGGCAGAGCCUGCUGUUGGCAGGAAACUGCCAGAGCCUGGUGGCUGUCUAGAGAACCUUUCUUGGCCAUGCCAGCUCCCUGAAAUCUUAGAGCAUGAAGCCCUGUAUUUGUAGCAGUUAGCACCUGCUUGGAGGAAUGCUGACAGGUGGCCUAUGCAGCCACUGCUCCACUGUGUCUAGGUAAAGUGUUGGGUGAAUUAUUUUACUUUCCUGAACCUCAGUUUUCUCAUCUGCAAAACAGCAUAAAUAAUACCUUGCAGUAGGGUUUUAAGAUAAUUAGGGGCUGUGAAGUAAAGUGGUUAAGUUGCAGAGUGCCUGGGCCUGAUCCUGGUUUUCUCCUU